Molecule: messenger RNA, 49574 nt
Organism: Podarcis lilfordi (Lilford's wall lizard)
Lineage: Eukaryota; Metazoa; Chordata; Lepidosauria; Squamata; Lacertidae
Source: the annotation of a GenBank genome assembly
UGUAGCAAAAGAGAAAGUAAGUAUGUUGCUGGUGGAGAUCAAUGAAGCCGAGUGAAUGGGGGCUUAAUGCGUAAAUCGAUAGCCACAGACGAGCGCCGGGUGCUGGAGGGAAAUAUUUCUUUAUGAAGUAAGUGGGAGACUUCGGUUCCUUACGGAGAGGAGCGGUUGUGGUGCGUAGGUCGACCGCGUAGCGUCUCCUAGAAUAAAUCUGCCCUGUCUUGGGGAAGAGAGAGAGAUGCCUGUUUGGAAACAAACUGGGAAAUGCGAAAAAAUGUUGGGGAGCAAUGGGAACUAGCACUGUUAUCCGUCCCCGCGCCGGUCUGCGCUUGGAGCCCGCCGACUUGCGUGCGUUUCGCCGACUGGAUUGUCAGAAACGGAGGCUUUUCUCGUCCGGGAUUGCUGCAGUAUCUAGGGGGGUAGGGGGGGGUCGGAGUGCAGAAGAGGCUCUCCGGAGCAGCAUCUCUUGUAGCGCUUCUCUUCCUCCCCCCCUCCUUUUUACGCCUGUUCUGUAAAACGCCUCCCCCCUCCGUGAGGUCCUGAACCAGCUCCGGAUCGGUGAGCGUGAAAAGGUGCCUCAAUUUGGCUGGGCUCUUUUAACUCCCAAGUCUGACUUCAUGGCUUGGCUGGAAAUAUAUUACCUUUGCUGCAGAGAUGCAGAGCUCCCCAAAUAUCUUUGCCAUCCUAAGGCAAACAGGGUUCCCUUAGCCGGUCUCCAAAUACUUUAUUAGUUUCUUUUUUUAAAAAAAAAUCCAAACAUUAAAAAACCAAACUCAAACAUAACGUUACUGGUCUCGCACGUGAUUUGGUUACUAAACUAACCCCUUGUUUUCUCUUUUUGUAAAAAAGAAAAAGGGUACUAUUUCCCUUCUCCCGAUCCUUGCUUCUCUUAUUUCUCAGGAAUGCAUGGUGUUGUGUUGUUUUUCUCUGUACAUUUAUUUGUUGCUCUUCACAAAUAGAAGGUGGGGAAAGGAAACUUGUUUUCUAUAUAUUACAUUUCCUCUCCCUUUAUUUAAUUCAUGUUUUCUGCUUCCCCAUAGUUGAUAAAUGGUAUUUCCUCUGGUCACAAUUUAAGACCAUUCUGCAAAUACUUCUCUCUCUCUCCAUUCAUCCUCAGGAGGAGAUAGAUGGGGUUUUUAUGUUUUCUGGUUUCUUAUCCUAGGAUAGUGACCCAUCCUAAUGGAAAGUGUGUGUAUUGGGGUUUUGAGGGGGUAGGACAUAGUUAGAUUAUAGAAACAGAUAGCAGAAUGUAGGGAAGGGAAUUCACAUUUUUAAAAAGUAUUCUUGAAUUGAGUUAAAUUGUGUUCUUCUUUGACUGGAGGCACCACACGUUUCCACAUGACUGUCCUUAAUUUUGUGUCAUCCUGUACUUCGUCCAGUUUAAGCAAGCUUAGUAAAAAAAUUUAAAAUCCCUUUUUGAGUCAAAUGGGAGUUCUUGAUAAGUAUGCUUAUGCUUUCAGCCUUAAAAGAUGCUGAGAGGGUGAUGUAAUAACUUUUUUUUAAAAGUGAGUGUCAUUUGACUGACCUCAAUUGGACUCUGCCAAAUGUCAACGUAAUUGGUCAUUAAAUGAAUGUUAUAAAACCAAUAUAUAUUAUGAACUUGCUUGCGGGUGGGAGUUGCAGGGAACUCUGAAUUUAGGACAGUGGAUCAUCUCAGUCUGUCCCUCCUUGUGUUAUGGUAGUGAUAACUAAGGUAUAAGAGCAGGAAGGUUGGGACCUGAAUUCUUUGAUAUUCCAGGCCUGUCAUUUUAUGAGGAGUGUGCUAGUAUCUGAAUAAAUGGCAGUUCCAGAAUAGCAGUUCUGCUCAUAAGGGAUGCAUGGCAGCCUCUGUUUCUUAUCUCUCAUUUCUUUUCAGUAUGUGUUCAGAUUACUGGCGAACUUCUCUCUCCCCCCCUUUUGGUGGAUUUUUACAGGAAGCCAACAGUAUUGAAAACUGUGUGCUAGGAGGGAGUUAGAACAUCACCUCAGGCCAGAUUUGGCUGCCCUGCAUUAUUGACAAUUGUUAACAUCACACUGGUCGCUUCUGUCUAUUUCUAAUUUGCAGAAGGGAGGAUAGAGUAAGGGCAGGUCCUUUUCCACAAUGAGCUUCCUUCCCUUGGAGCAAGAAAGCCUUGGGUACAUGAUGGUAGCUGCUCUGCAAAUACCUUUUGGUGUUUGGCCUAUGUAAUGUGGACUAUUUAGGUUAGUCUUCAUCGGGCCUGAAUAUUCUCAAAACAUAGAUAAAGCAUCAACAUUCUGCACCAAGUUAACCUAAUUUCUGUAGCAGAAGAAGAAAAUGAUUCAAUGUGCAUAUCAAUUAAAAUUUGCAUAAAUUAUGCCAAUUAAGAUUUGCACAAUCUCCCGUUUUUUCCAUUAUUUAUUAUAUCAUCUUUUACCACUUUUCCAAAUCCCUCCAUCCUUACAGGGCGCAGAAGCCCUCUACUCCCUGGGAGGCUUAUUUAGCAGCUUCUCUGCUUUCUGAUACUGACCCCUUACAGCCCUUAAUAUAUUUUUUAGCAAUAAGGACUAUAAAAUAGCCUUCUAAUGUAAGUGCAGGCUGAGAUGCUGAAGCUGAAUUCUGUUAGUGACCAGCAAGCAUUUAUUGUGCACCCCCACAACUGCAGCAGACUCGCAAUCCUGGGUUGGAGGCAGCCAAUGUGUGGCAGUUUCUGCCAUGGCAUAAAGGUUGGGAUAGAUAAUUUCCCAGCUUCUUACAGUUUUAUGGUUCCAUGUUUGGUGAAUGUGUGCCUUUUAGAAUGGCUCUCCCCUUGUUCUAUGAAAAACAAAGCAUUUGAUCAACAAUAUUUAGAGCAUUGCUAUCCGGGAAUAAUGAUGGAACUCUUGUGUGUUGCGAGAUACUUUCUUAUUGUUAUUUUAUUUCCCUCCCCCUUUUAACAGAGAGCUUGAGUUCCUUUUGACUUGCCAUUCUCAGCUUCCUCAUGCCUCCAUCUCCACUAGACGACAGGGUAGUAGUGGCACUCUCCAGGCCCGUCCGACCUCAGGAUCUCAACCUUUGCUUAGAUUCCAGCUAUCUGGAUUCUGCCUCUUCUGCCAGCGAGAGCCACGUGAGUCUCCUCAGCACAGCUGUUGUGUCCCUCAAGGCUGCGAAUCUGACGUAUAUGCCCUCAUCCAACGGCUCUGCUCGCUCCUUGAGUUGUGGAUGCAGCAGUGCCAGUUGCUGCACUGUGGCAACGUACGACAAAGACAAUCAGGCCCAGACUCAAGCCAGCACCAGCAGCACUUCUGCCAACGUAGGAACCUCGACCACGUGCCCUGCUAACCAAAUGGUCAACAACAAUGAGAACUCUGGCCCGUUGAGUCCCUCCAGCGGCGUAGGGAGCCCAGUCUCGGGCCCAACCAAGCAGUUGCCUAGUGUCAAAAUCAUCUAUCCCAAUGAACUGGCAAAGAAGAUGACCAAAUGCAGCAAGAGCCACCAAGGGCCGGUCAUCAUCGAUUGCCGGCCCUUCAUGGAAUACAACAAGAGCCACAUCCAAGGAGCUGUCCACAUCAAUUGCUCGGACAAGAUCAGCCGGCGAAGGCUUCAGCAGGGCAAGAUUACCGUCUUGGACUUGAUCUCUUGCCGGGAAGGCAAGGACUCCUUCAAGAGGAUCUUUUCCAAAGAAAUAGUUGUUUAUGACGAGAAUACCAAUGAGCCAAGCAGAGUCAUACCUUCGCAGCCAUUGCACAUAGUGCUGGAGUCUCUCAAGCGAGAAGGCAAGGAGCCACUGGUUCUCAAAGGUAUUUAUGACCCAUAUUCUGCUGCCUUUCUUCUCUCCUUUUCUAGGGAUGCGGCGAUUUGCCAGGCCACUGGGAAGGCAAAGCUCUGCAUGUUCUUGUGGAGAUAGUUCAUGAUCUCUUGAUGCAGGAGGACUUGAAAAAGGAAGGAUGUGGUCUUGGUACCUUUUUCCAUUUCUUAAUAUGGUUGUGAGGUUAAGGUUAAUCCAAAGGCUAGCGGACGGAGUGCCUUUCCUUGGGAUUAAUGCUCACAAUGUGGUAUGCAAACUUCUAGGUUUUGCGGGAUUUAUCCUGGGCUUGAUAAUUUUCCUAAUAGAGAUUGGAGAGGCAUUUGGUUAAGCCUGUUGUAUAUUUUCUUUCAGUCUUAAUGGUGGUAACUGUUAGAACCAUGCCUUCUUCAACAGCUGGUGGGUUAUGUGGAGGCGCAUUAGCCUACAGAAGCAAAUGAGGACAUCCUUUUUGGAAAUGAGAAAAAACCCUAAAGAAUCAGCAACUGUCCUUGGCACUUAAACUCUCAGGUCCCUUGCAAAAAAAACACCCGAUAACUUUCAUGUUAGCAAAGCUGGAGAUGAAUGUUGGGAAAUGUUCUGGGUCCAGAAUAAUUAGAAGGCAAAUUCGGUAGCAUCAGUGAAUCUAGGGGCAGGAGUAGAGCUUGACCUUGACGAGAACUACACUGAAGACUGAUGAGUCUCUUGUUAGCCGCUUCACAGCAUGAGCUCAAAGAGGAAGAAGGGCAAGUGACUGAAACUUCCUGCUUCCUUGUUUCCUUUUGAACAUGGAAGUGGAAAGCUCUGAAAGCUAUGGGGCCCAGGUAGCUUAUGGAGAUCAUGCGUCUUGAAGCUAGUAAGAUGAGUUCUGCUCACUGUGCUGUGGAGGUAGUGCAAGUCAACUACAGUUCCUUUUUUUGCCACUUUCUAGUAACAUAUGAAAUAGUCAGAGUGACUUUGAAAUCGAAUGAUGGAACAGAGUUCCUAAAAGGUAAUAUAGUUGAGAUGGCCCGCUUAUGGAAAUGGUUAUUGAUCUUAUUGGCCCAGCAACCUGAACACAUUUACAGUACAUAGCUAUGAAGCUUCAUUAAUGCAAUGGAAUUGUGAAUGUGUGUUUAGGAUUGCCUAUUUAUGGGCUUAGUGUUGUGUUGGACAACACUGGUAACUACUACAGUAAACUGUUACCAGUAAUUAAAGUAAUUGUGUGCCUUUUUUGUGUGUUCAUGUAUUAACUAGAACUAAUUAGCAUCCAUGUUUUACUUUAGUGAGCCAUGAAGGUUAGCUAUGACUUUGCGUGUGCAUACAGCAACCGAGAACUGCAUUAAUCUAUUGACAGAAUAUGGUUUUAGACAAAGGUCAUGCAAUAAAACAAGGUCAUUGUGACUGAGAAACUUAACCACUAGAACGUCAUUUGCAGGAAUAGGUGAUCAUAGAUCCAGUGGCUAGAGUUAUGGUCACCAGUGUGGCACUUGAGGGAUCAAUGGUGCCUUUGAGGACAUCUCCUGUUGCUUCUGAGCCCCUCCUUGCUGACCCCUUUGUAAUGAGUUGGUGAGGGCAGCGUACCUUUUUCUUUCCUUUGAAAAGUGCAUAGAACUGAAGGAGGAAGUUUAAAGAAGAAAUGUUCUCUACUUCCUCUUUCAGAUCAAUAUGCUUCUCAAAACUUAGAUUAUUACAUGAGCUGCUGAAAAGAAAGUAUAGUGAGUAAGGGGGUAGACAGGAUAGCGGGAAGAAGAGGGUGCCACAAGAUUUGGAAGACAGACUGGAGAGAGAGAGAGAGAGAGAGAAGGUUGUGGUGGGGCCCAUACUCAUACCACCACAUGAUCCUCAUGAAAUUGCAUAAUUUGUAAAGGGUUCCUCCCUGCAUCAGAUCAUAUCUGUCUUUUGACUGAAGGUAAAAGACUCAGUACUGCCAUGUUUAUUUUUAUGUCUGUUUUAAAUGAUCUUAUCUAUUACACAUUUUUUAAUUAUGUACACCAUACAGACUUUGGUAAUUAAGUAUAUAAGUAGCCUAAAUAAAUGAUGUGAAAACAUGGGUCUGAGGCACAGAUGGUAUGAUGCUCAUAAUUUUGCAAAGGUUCCCCUCAAAGCUAGAACCAAAUCAUAGGUCACAUCUGUGUCCACAGAUGUGUUCUGUGAUUUGGUGGUUUUGUUGUCAUCCUGUGUACAAAUCAUGAUCUGUGCCUUGCGUCAAUGUAUUUGUGGUGCUGGCAAGCACCUAAGCAAAUUUUUGUACAGCAGUCUACCAGUGUAAGCUUUAAUUUGGUGAUGUUUCGGAGGACCUGCCAUAAAUUCAUGCAAAUUCUGUAAAAUCCAUUUUAAUUCUACUGGAUCCAGCUUUUACCCAGACCUCAUGGGAAAAGCAAAUAAUCUAUAUGUGUGUGUUGGCUUUCUCUCUUUUUGUCAGGGUGGUGGAUGUGAUCCAGGGAAAAGGGGGAGGGAGAAUCAACGAGAGAGGGUAGUUUCCAUAGCACACCUCUCAAAAUUCCAGAAUAUGUCCACAAACCCCCAAAAGGUUGGCAACUGCUGGACUAGAUAAUCAAUAAACUAGAAGCUGAAAAUUUGAUUCACCCGAUGGUCUCAGCAUUCUUUAGGGAGAAGCCACAGUUUCUUGGCAGAGCACAUGUUGGCAUUAGGGAGGUCCCAGAUCCAACCACCAGCAUCUCUCUUUAAAGCAGGGUUGGGGAACCUGUGGCCCUGCAGAUGUUGUGGGCUACAACAUGCACCAACCCUGACUGCUGCACAUGCUGGCUGGGGCUGAUGGGAGUUGGAGUUAUAAUCCUUGUGGGAACCAAUGAAUUGUGAGCACAAUAUCGGAAUAGGAAGAUUCUGGUUUAAAUUCCCACUCAGUAAUGAUACUCCCAGGGUGACCUUGGGCCAGUCACUAUCUUAGGAUCUGACUCAUCUCACUCAGAACCAUGUAUGCUACCAUGACUUCAUAGCAGAAAAGUUGGGAUUUGAAUAUAAUAAUUUAUUUUAAUUCAUUAAUGGGGAGAAAAAGCAAUAGGUCCUUUAAUGAAAACCACAACCUCCAGCUUCUGACUUGCUUUGAUUUUAGUCAAAAGUAUGAAGGCCGACCUGUAGAAGUAGGCAAUCACAAAGGUAGGGGGCACAGCAUCAUUUCCCCUGUAAUGUGAGCGCUGCAUCACACACUGGGGAAGAACUUUACUUGGUGGUAAAGUGCAUGAUUUGCUUGCAAAAGGUCUGGCAUCCAAUCCCUGGCAUCUCCAGGUAGGCCUUGGGAAGACCUUGGCCUGAGAUCUUGGAGAGAUGCAACCAGGCAGAGCAGACAAUAUUCAGCUAGAUGGACCAGUUUUCAAUUACUUGCCCUGCCCUGCCUUCUGGAGGAAUAUGCAUAGGCUCAGCAUAAGUCGGAAGGGGUGCGGGGAAGAACUGGUGAGGUGGCUUUGUUACAGAUGAAGCCUGACUGUUGCAUUCACUGAAAAGAAGUGGGAUGGUAUUCUGCACCACUUUAAGCGCUAAUAAAUGGGUGGUGAUAAACAGGUGCUUAACAGACAGCUUAAUCUCUUGGAGGACAUGGUUGCACUUACUGUUAAGUUGUGGUUUGUGUUUGCACACAAUAUAGUCUAACAGCCAGCAGUAAACUUUGCAAGUAACACCACUCUCCUUAUGUUCUGAAGACCUACCAAAUUAAGUCCAUCAUGCAGAUAUUUUAAAUAAUAUAAUAAUGAUUUUUUUAUUUAUACCCAGCCCAUCUGGCUGGGUUUCCCCAGCCACUCUGGGUGGCUUAAAGCACAUAAAAAAUGUAAAACGUUAGACAUUAAAAACUUCCCAAUACAGGGUUGCCUUCAGAUGUCUUCUAAAAGUCAGAUCGUUGUUUAUUUUCUUGACAUCUAAUGGGAGGGCGUUCCACAGGGUAGGCACCACUGUGAGAAGCCCCUCUACCUGGUUUCCUGUAACCUCGCUUCUCACAGUGAGGGAACCUCCAGAAGGCCCUCGGAGCUGGACCUCCGUGUCUGGGCUGAACUAUGUCCCCAUCAUUUCCACCUUGAGUUCCAUGAUAGUAGAAAGGUGGGGUAUAAAUGUACUAAACAGAUAAACAACAUGAAGAAGGUAUACCUGGAAUGUAAAUUGUAGUGAUAAUUGCUGAAACUUAUAUUUACACCCCAUUUGGGCCUCCUGCCCUCGUACAGACUCAUGAAAUCCUUUGUAUCACCUAAGAAAAUUCUACUCAAAGUGGUGACCUGUUUUUAGGCUAUGCUUCUGUUAUAAUGAUAUAUUGUUUGGUGUUUUAGACUCUAUGCCACUUAGAGGUUUCUGAAACAUUAAGUGGUGCAUGAAUGUUUUUAAAUGGUUACGGUUAGUUACUGUAUUUGUGUAUAAAACCAACAUGUGAAGAGAGGGACUGAGUAGCUGCACCCUUGAGUAGCUCCUCCUCCUGGUGUCCAUACAUACAGUGUGACUGUCUUCAGUGACACAGCUUUGCAUCCAUAUUCCAUAUGCACAAAGACUUCUAUGCACUUCAUCUGGAGCACAGAGCCACCAGCAGGAUGGGCUCCUUUGCACAGGUAGACAUCUGGAGUGAAGCUACUUGGGAUUUAGAUAUGUUUUAGAUGUGAAUAUCAUCUGAGUAGCACAAUAAUAACAGUUUAUUGUCCUAUGUGCACCUUUAGCUUAUGUUGAAUCACUAAGACUAUUGAGAACAGAGAUUAUAGAGAAAUAAUCCAUCUCAAAUUACCGUCUCUGCUAGCAAUCUUGAGUCUAUAGGAAUUGUGAAAGGACACACACACAGACACAAAUUCAAAAAUCCAUGACUUAGUGCACUGCUGGAAUUCUGCCUUAACUAUUAGAAAACUGGGGUCCAAUAGAACAGUGAAUAUGUCUAUGUGAUGGCUGAAAUAUGACAGGUAGUCCUUAGGAAUGAGGUCCCCAGAGUUUCAAAGGCUUAGGUUGCCUCUUAGUCCUUGAUUGCAUCAUUUGGGAGGGAAAAGAAUCCUCACAAUGUCACCCAGCAAACGCUGUUCUGGCCCUGCUCUGAAGCUGGGAGUUUUAAAAUUAGCCAAAAGCACUUAGCCGCUUGAUCUAAAGAAGCUUUAGAAGAAAAGAUUAAUUUUUUCCUCCCCUUCUGCCAGCUAGGAAAAAUUGUGGGUAGAGAUCAAGGGAUUAAUGCUGCAGGUUUUUUUUUACUUAACGGUGGCCAGAAAAAAGAGUGAGCAGGAAAGGGAGCGAUGGCCACAUCUCCAUAUGCUCUUUUUAAAGCAGCAGUGCUUAAAGGCGAGGACAACAAACGAAAAGCCCCUUUCUCAUCCCUGCCUUGUUUGGAAGUGUGAUCUGGACCGAUGAGACAUAAUAAGGCUCUGCUUCAGCAUCUGUGCUUGCAGUGUGGCCAGAGAGGUGUUUGUUAUUCAAUUUCACUUGUCGGAUGGAAUUUUUUCCAUCAUGCUUCAGUAGCUCUUAAUGUCCUGCAUGUGAUGCAAUUUUUGUUUUUAGAGUUUGAACUAAAACUGAAGCUGGGCUCUAAAGCCCCUCUUGCUUUUAAUGUUGAGUGAGGCUCUUGCCUUGACUGCGAUCCAGUCAUAAUUUAUGGCUGGCCCAUCUGAUCUUCCCAGUUUAUGUUUGUAAACAUUGGUUGCUAACUGCCCCAUCCAAGUUUGUCCCGCCCCCCCUCCCCACAUCCACUGAUCCAGUGCCAUGUUCUCCAUGUUUGGUGCUGCCUGUCAAGCAGGCAGCUCUCUGCUGCCAUUUCAGUGGUACAGUGUCACACAGAGGAGAAACUGAUCAGAGGGCCCUGGCCCCUAGGGAUUAAAUUACAGGCUUAAUUUACAGCUCUGGCUGGUGACCUCGAUCAAAUAUAUAUUCCUGUUCUAGACGUCUAGUGCCUUUUUUUUUGCUGGUGCUCUGUGAUGUGCAGAAAUGUGACAAUUCCAAUAGAAGGCCAGGCUGCCCUUUUGUUAAAAUACAGUUGAAAUGUGUCCACUGGAAUAUAGAUUUGAAAACACUGGUUCGGUUUCAUUACAUUUCUAGCUUGUUCUCCCUGUGUCUCUCUGUAUGGCGUGUGCUGGCUGGUGGGAAUUGUAUUCCUAGCAAUAUGCAUAGGGCCACUAGAUUAGCUACUCUUUCUCUAUGGAUCUCAGGUUAGCCAAUUCUCUCCCAUGAUAUGAUGAUCUAGGUUAGUCUUUGAGGUAGUGGUUGCCUCCUAGAGAGUCCAUAACUGAGCAGGGGUUUGAACGUGGAUCUCCUCAUCUUAAAUAUGAACUGGAGCCUUGGUCCCAUGCUUUAUACAGUGAGACUUUCUAACAGGGUUUUGAAGGAGAAAAAAUACAUUAAAGCACUCUUUACAUUAAAGCUUGUGCAUGCAUUAUAAUGAGUAGAUAUGAAGUGGCCCUGAUUCAAGGGAGUCGUGUUUAUGCAAGAGACUUGUGCCUGCAGAGGAGAUGAUUUUGUUGCUAAAGCUGAGAACCACUGUUUACCCAUCACCUCUGCCGGGUGAAAUGCAGCACUGAAAAGGGCUAAUAGUCAUCUGCUUUGUUGUUGUAUUUAUUACCCACCCUUCAUGCUCGUAUGGUGGGUUACAAUAUUUAAAAUUCAGAAUUAAAAAAAACAGUUAAAACAACGAACAGGGUGGGUCUUCCUGAAACACUUAUCUUACACGUGUCAAAGGCCAGAAUAAAGGGCCAUAUCUUCAUCAUCAUUCACUGAAAGCCACACACAGUAAUGAGGAAGCCAGACUCACCUCUAUGGGGAGGGAAUUCCACAACUCAGGGACUGCCAUAGAGAAUGCCACCUCCCACCCCAAACUUCAGAGGGAGGCAGAACUAUCAAGAGGACCCCCUCUACUGAUCUUAAUGCCAGAGGGACCAUAGGGGAAGAAGGGAUAUUUCAGAUAUUUUGGGACCAAAGUCAUUUAGGGCUUUGAAAACGUACACAAGCACUUUGAAUUGGGCCUAGAAAUGAACUGGCAGCCAAUGCAGUUACUGUACUUUAGAACAGGGAUUAUGAGAGUUCUAAAGGCAACUUCAGCCAGUAGUCUGGCCACUGCAUUUUGGACCAGGUGAUGUUUCUGAGUUGUCUUCAAGGGCAGCCCUGCAUAAAGUGCACUGCAAUAAUCCAGUCUGGAAGUUAGCAGAGUAUGGAGCACCAUGGCCAUGUGUUCUUUGCAGCCGGACUGCAGUUCUUAAGAGUUAAGUGACGUGUUGACCAGUAGGCCACUGCAAGUACCAUGAAUGGCUCACAGCUGCUUCUUAAAACAGAAAUAACAAAUUUGUCUUGAGGCUGAACCUUUCCCAACAUGGUGCCUUCCAGUUGCUGUUGGACUCCAACUUCAUCAGCCCCGGCCAACAUGACCUGUGGUCAAGGAUGAUGGAAGUUGUAGUCCAAAAUAUCUGUAGGGCACCUGGUGGGCAAAGCUGCUAUACUAUAAUACAAUGGCAGUGACCUUGGGACAGGUGUUAUAGAUGGACACACUCUUUCCUAUCAAAUGGAUAAUUUAUGCUGAUAUUUUCAGGUGAGCCCUCUCUCCCUCCUCCAGUGCACCUUGUUCUGAAAUUCUUCAUUGUCACGCCUGACACUUAUCCUUUCUCUCUUGCUCCAAAGGCGUUUGGAAUGUUCCUGAGACGUUAGCUAUGGAAUGUUUUUUUUUUUUAAUCCAUGGUUAGUUUUUGUUUCUGACUUGUAAAUUACAAGCUUUGAUAGAGAGUGACCCCUUCAUAACAGAGAGUGAAUGGUGGUUGAGAAUCCCAAGCUAGCCUGCUGCAAUUUUGGACGGACUCAGCUGUGCUCCAUGCAGUUUCUCCUGCAUUUGGCUUCUUAGUUUGAUGUGCGCAGUCUUCCUCCUCGGUCCCUUUAAGAAGAUACCUAUCAUGUGACUCUUCUAACCAAAAAACCGUUUCUCGAGCGGAUUCCUUUCUUUGAACAUCAUGUUUUUCUUCCUGCAGCUCCUGAUACAGAACUGAGAACAGCCUAUGGUGCGAUAUUUGCGAAAUGACAACUCUCUUUGAGCAAAGCUUCGCUUUCGUAGCAAUUUUUGGAAGGGUUGUCAUCCCCAAAGACAAGUAGAUGACUCACACUUGGUGUUACUGAGGUGGCUUAGUGAGAUUGUACUACUGAGAUCAUGUUCUACAAACUUUCAGAGCUGUAUUGACCUAAAAGCAGUUGCAAUGCAGAUGUAAUAUUUGCUAAUCUCUUACCACGGUUAAGGGACUGGUGCACUCCUCUCUCGGAUGACAAAACUUGCCGCUCUUCAUUUGUCAGCCUUAACUGUGGUUAGUGUUUAACAUUUGCAUGAGUGCUAAUCUGUGGCCAAUACGAUUUGGAGCUGGCCUUUAAUUAGGUUGGGGUAGGGCUCUCAGUGGUAGGGCAACUGUUUUACAUGCAGAAAGUCCCAAGUUCAUUCCCUGGCAUCUCCAGGUAGGACUGGGAAUGUCUCUUGUCUGAGAACCUGGAGAAUUGCUGCUAGUCAGUGUUGGCAGGUUUGCCAAUCUAACUUGUAUAGCUUCCUGGGUUUUGUAAACCCUGAUUAAGAGGCAUCCCAGUAGGUCUUUACAAUGGUUAGGGUGGGUGUUAAAUUGGGUUUAAAUGAGCAAUGAAGGAAAUGAGGCAUUUGUGCUGGAAAGUGGAGGGGGCAAUGUUGGAGGGGUGUUGCAGGAUCAGAGCAAUGAGAGGCAAAUAAUUCUGGCUACGGGGUUCUGGAGAAUGUUUGCUCAUGCAGUCUUCUGCUCAUUUAGAGAAAGAAUGGAAUUAUAGUAUUAAUGGAUUGGGAGGGGGCUGUUUUUAUACAAGCAGGGACCCUGUGCAAGGCUAGCUUCUUAAUCUAAGGGUCCAGAAUUUCCAUAAGGGAAGCUUGCGAAUUACUAGACACAGCACAGUCUUUUUGUGAGAGAAUGGAAAGCAUAAUGGAUGAAAAAGUCCUGGAAAGCUCAUAAAUAAUCUAUCUUAUGCUCUUUCCUAGAAGCUGGCAGGUACAGGUGUUGGCAGACCUUGCUGUGUAACACAUUGCUACAAUUUCAGUGGCCCCUGAAUGGAUAAUAUAUUAAGUGUUCUCUGCACUGUCCCUUUAAAUCCAGCACAGGCGGUGUCCUCCCAUUUUUCUAGGAGGCCUGUCUGUAGAACUCUGCCAAGGAGCUAUUACUCAGCCUGAUAGGCUACUGUUGAACCUUGACUACUAGAGUCUGAAUCCAGCAGGCAAGGCUCAGCAGUCAGCAUGACAUGUCAGUGGAUGUGGAGGAGAAGCAAAGGUGACCAUAGGCUCCCCCCCCCCAUUGUCAGAAUCUGAGCAGGGCUGUGGUAGAGCUCAUGCUCUGCAUGCGGAAGGUCCCUAGUUCGAUUCCAGGCACCUGGGAAGACGUUGUCUAAAACCCUGGAGAGCUGCCAUCAGUCAAUGGGGACAACACAGGAAUUGAUGACCUGGGAUGCGGAUGGCUCUGUGGUCUAAAGCACUGAGCCUCUUGGGCUUGCUGAUCGGAAGGUCGGUGGUUCAAAUCUCUGCGACGGAGUGAGCUCCUGUUGUUCUCUCCCAGCUCCUGCCAGCCUAGCAGUUUGAAAGCAUGCCAGUGCAAGUACAGUGGUACCUCGGGUUACAGACGCUUCAGGUUACAGACUCUGCUAACCCAGAAAUAGUACCUUGAGUUAAGAACUUUGCUUCAGGAUGAGAACAGAAAAUGUGCAGCGGCGGCAGCAGGAGGCCCCACUAGCUAAAGCGGUACCUCAGGUUAAGAACAGUUUCAGGUUAAGAACAGACCUCCAGAACGAAUUAAGUUCUUAACCCGAGAUAGGACUGUAGAUAAAUAGGGACUGCUGCGGCAGAAAGGUAAACUGUGUUUCCGUCCACUCUGGUUUCUGCCAUGGUGUCCCGUUGCACCAGAAGCUGUUAAGUCAUGCUGGCCACAUGACCCGGAAAGCUGUCUGUGGACAAACACCGGCUUCCUCAGCCUGAAAGCACAAUGAGCCACAACCCCAUAGUUACCUUUGACUGGACUUAACUGUCCAGGGGUCCUUUACCUUCACCUUUUUACCUAUAAGGCAACUUUUGAAGUUCCAUAGUCCCAUGGUCCCUGCUUAUAGGAGCCACAUGGCAUGAAUGCAGCACCUAGUUAAACCAUGGAACUGGUUAGCCAACACAUUUCGUGCUUGCAGGAUUCCCAUAGACAUCUUGGUUGGCUGGACUAGAUGGGACACUGACCUGACCCAGCAGGCUCCUGUUAUGUUCUUAAUUACCAGGGUUAGGCCAUUAUCUGAGCCUACCCUGAUGACCCCUUUAAAACUUGUCCACAUCUGCCCUGUAGUAAAGCUGUCCAUGCUACUUGUAAGGAUGCUAGAAGGUGACCACACUACUGUAAGGAGCUCUCUGCAGGACAGUCUUGCUAGUGUCAGCCUGAGUGAGAAUCAGAGAAUUGUAGAGUUGGAAGGGACUAUGAGGGUCAUCAAACUCCUGCAAUGCAGGAACCUUUUGCCCACCAUGGGUCUCAAACCCACAACCCUGAGAUUAAUAAUCUCAUGUUCUACCAACUGAGCUAUCCAGUCAAUUAUUUUCUCUACAUCCCUAAAUUUUGGAUUCUCUGUAAAAUGGGCUAGAACUCCACUCCCCGCUUCAGCAUGUAAUCACUUGGUUGAGCUACUUCCUAGUUAAAGAGAUGCCAAUAUUUACACAAAGGCAUCUUGGGGAUGUGUGUGCCAUGUUCCUCCCCACAGGAGCACUCAUCAUGCUCUAUCGUGCGCUUUCUCAUGUCCUGCCAGGAUUUUCCAUCAAAGUUCUUGUUGGCUGUUCUCUCCAGCUUUUAGGCCUUUGCCAGGUUUGUUCAUAUAAAUAGCUUUGCCAGGAGCAUUCGUUUUCUUCCACUGGACAUUUGAUUGCUUCUUUCAAUUUUAAAUGAAUUAUACUUUUGAAAUGGCUUUCGAAAUGCACAUUCGAAAUUAAAAAUGGUGUGUGAGUGCCAUUUUUAUUCUUAAACCUUCAUUGUGUUUUCAGAAUAAGUGAAGAUUGAGAAGCAGAGAUCAAGACAGUCCCCCUGACUUGGGCAAGGCCAUUUGUUGUGUGUGUCAGAACUGAUUACAUUGUUUUUGGCAUUUCAUAAGAACAGCUUCCUGGAUCAGGCCACUGGCCCAUCUAGGCCAGCAUCCUGUUCUCACAGUGGCCAACCAGAUGCUUGUGGGAAACUGGUAAGCAGGACCCAAGCACAAGAGCAGUCGUCCCUCCUGUGGUUUCCAGCAAUUGUCAUUCAGAAACAUUACUGCUUCUGACUAUAGAGGCAGAGUAGAGCCAUCGUGGCUAGUAGCCACUGAUAGCCUUAUCCUCCAUGAAUUUGUCUGGUCCUUUUUUAAUGCCAUCCAAACUGGUGGCCAUCAAUGUUUUUAUCAUCCUUGGUUUUAGUGUUGGAAACUCAGAUACAGUGGAACCUUGGGUUGCGAACGUAAUCCGUGCGGGAGGCGUGUUCACAACCCCCAGCGUUCGCAACCGCAAGUGCUGUGUCUGCGCACAUGCGGGUCGCAAUUCGGUGCUUCUACGCAUGCACAAAGCACAAUUUAGCACUUCUGCACGAGCGCCGAAACCUGGAAGUAACCCAUUCCGGUACUUCUGGGUUUGGCGCGGUGCGCAACCCGAAAACGCAUAACCUGAAGCGUCUGUAACCCGAGGUACCACUGUAUAUAUAAGCCAUGCACCAAAUGGCUCCUUAAACCAAGGUUGCAGUCACCAAAACGGAAUGUCUAGUUGGAAUUUAGGGGCAAGAGAGUUCUAAAGUCUUAUUUUUCAAAUGAUGGACUGACUGAGAUUAUCAGUUUAACAUCUGGCUAGUUCAGAUGACAACCUUGAGCUAGGUUAAGAACUCUAAUAACUUAAAGAAGAAAAGUCACUUGACCCACUUGACAGUCCACAUAUCUAUAGGCCUAUUCUGACCUCUGCUCAGGCUGCACAGAAAUAAUAAUUAAUAAUUCAUAAUUUUAUUAUUUGUACCCCGCCCACUUGACUGGGUUGCCGCAGCCACUCUGGGCGGCUUCCAGCAUAUAUAAAAACAUAGUAAAACAUUUUGGUUCCAGAAAUUCAUUCCAAUUGUGCAGAUAAAAUAUAACCGGUAGAAUUCUACAGAAUGGGGUAUUAGUGUGCGAAAACAGUCCAGAUCCAGUGGUUCCCAGGCAGGCACCUCCAGAUGGUGGAGAUGUCAGGUGCCAUCCUGGAGCCCAGGCAUAUUCACUUGGUCACAAGUGGUCGAAAGCCAAGUGUAAAAUACACCUGGCUAAUUUCAAACACUGCUUGGUUCACUAUUCAAAUGGAAUACGUACUUGGUCCCCUUUUAUGCUCAUCUUGAGAAAAACAGGCAGUUUGAUGUAGGAAGUCUGGGAGUUAAAACUGAAAUUGAUGAUCAGGGGAAUCACAUGCUAUAGCCCUUGGACUGUACUAUUUCAGACUGAGAGUAGGCGAGUACGCAUCAAUGCUCCUUAAGAACUACUGAGCGAGCAGUAGGCUCAAAUACCAUCUGAUUGGUUUUCCUCACUGUAUAUCUCCAGGAGUGAAGAAGCCAGGGGAUGGCUUCCUGCUGAGAGCUGAGCAAACAGGGUGAGGGCCUGGAAUAUCCCUGAAGGGCCCUGCCUCCCCUGUGGUGACAGCCCUGCUUCCAGACAACAACAAUUCCAUUUUAGUGUUAGCGUUGGCUGGGAUCCAGGGCCACAUAACGAAUAAAGGGUAGAAUUAUUAUAUGGGCAAAGUAACUCUCUUCCCCUCCCCAGCUUUAGUCACAAGCCUUUUGAGAAAUGCUGGAGAAGGAGAACACAGAUAACAUUGCAGCUGAAGGAAGGGCACACUUGGGAUUGCCAACUUUUGGCCGGCCGCUGCUCUUGUACUUCAUCUGUAGACUUUAGGAGGUGGUGAUGCUCUGUUCCUUGCUGUAAAAAAAGCUGACUUCUGCAUCACAGUUGUUGUAAACAUGGUUCUUUUUCAUUAAACCUGCGGCUUAAGUAAAAUGAGCAUUCUCUACCUUUCACAGGGUUUCAGAUCUCUAAAUCCACCCAAGGAGAUUCUUACGUCGCCCCUCUUCCAAAUCGCUGAAUGUUGCCCUUUGUGUUGUCUUAAUGCUCACAUAAUCCCCCACAUGACAGCGCCAGCUGCUGAUUUUGUUUCGGAACGAGGGCUGCAAUGAAGGGCAAACAGUCAGUGUUGCAUUAGAUACCAAUACCCGGCUGGCUGGAUGAAGGAGCGAAUCAGCACUAAAAUCCCCAAAUGGGCAGAUUAAUAUUUCAUACAAGUCCCUUUCUGAGUGCUCAGUGCAGACACGUGUGCUGACUAAGUCUGUGCAAAGUGAUAAAGCACCUUCAGCUUAUGUAAAAAAUGAGGCACAUGCUUUAAUGCCUUGCUCUUUUGGAUUUCCUCUCCACUGUUUCACUUCAAAUCAGAGUCUAAUGUAAAUAUUCCAGAGUCGAAGCACAUAGACAUUUAUGUUCUGUAUAGGUAAUUUUCAGAGAAUAUGCUUUUGAAUCACAGAAUAGGGAGAUCCCAGGGGUCAUCUAGUCUACAAUUCAGAGAUCUCAACUAAAGCACCCAGGACAGAUGGCCACCCAACCUCUGCUUAAAAGGAAGGAGAGUUCACAACUUCCCGAGGGAGACUGUUCCUUAACAUUCCCCCAUCAUCCAAGGAAAGUAUAUUUCUGUGAAAAGGGUAAGGAUCCUGAAAAUGUAGCGAUGGGCAAAAAGCCCAGGGCUUCCUCUGCAAAAUAUAUAGGCCUUUGAACAAUUUGGUUGCAUGCAGAACUGCUCCAAGGUAGAGAUGGUAGACUUGUGGCCCUCCAAAUGUUUUGGGGCUACAGUUCCCAGCGCCCUCAGCCAGCAUGGCCAAUGGUUGGGGGAAACGUGAGUUAUAGCCCAACGACAACUGGAAGGGCCACAUAGGAUCGUAGAAUUGGAAGAAACCACAAGGUCUUUUUCCCAACGUGGGGCUCAAACCCGCGACCCUGAGGUUAAGAGUCUCACACUCGACCAACUGAGCUAUGCAGCAUCCUCAGGUUUGUCCUUCUUUGCAAUGGAGGGGGAAAUCACCUUGGUGAAAGGGAAUAAGGUAACAGAUGCAGAGGGUUCAGGGUGUGAGCACAAUGGAGGUGGCAGGCCUUUCUGUUCUUAUAUUCUGCAUGCGAAAGAUCAUGCAGAGGUUCUCACAUUGGAAUCCCUGUUUCAAUCCGCCACUCCGUCAUUGUAAUGAUUAACUCUAUAGGGAAUAGGCUCCAAUCCUGCUAAAGUUAGGCAGAAAAUCACAGCUGGGCAGAAAGGAAGAGCAGGACAGGGCUGUCGUCCUUGGUUCCUACCUCUUUGGGCUUCCCAGGAACAUCUGGCUGAUCACUAUGGAAAUGUGGUCUGGAAUAGAUAGACUUUUGUUCUGAUCCAGCAGAGAGCUCUUUAGUGGGAAUUAGAUAUCUUUGGCAGUGAUAAUAAGUUUUCCUUCCUGGGGAGAAAAAUCCUGUGCAAAUUAGGCUAAUUUGCAUAGGGUAAUUUGCAUGGGUUCCCCCCCCCAUGCCCUGGAGAGUGACCUAGUUUAGCAUGUUUGUUUAACAUGCAUUUUGUAAACAAAGCUUAGAAACAUUGAAGCCACCAAGCUUGUCUAAUACUGUAUUUUCAGUUGGUGCCCCUCCAUUUUCUGCCCCACUCCUCAUCACGGAUGGUGGGCAAAAUGAGCCGCUGUGAGUUCUUCCUCCAAGAAUGUCCACAUGGCCUCAUUAUUGGUUUGUUCCAAACCAGAGGACAGGUCUGGGCCACAGUCUAAAAUUCAUCAUGGACGAAUGAGGGAGACAGGUAAGUAUACAGGCAGCCCCCCUCUUUUUAUGUGUGCAACUGCACAUACACACAUUGCACCAAACCAGGAAGUGACCCAAAAAUGUCACCAAAAGGAGGGCAGGGCAGAGACAAAAUGGAGGGUUUGCAGGCUUUUCAAAUAUACAGGAUUUCACUGAUGCACGUGGUGCCUUGAAAUGUAACACCUGCGUAAAUGGGGCCUGUGUGCCUGUAUGCAUUUAUUCUACUUCCACAUGCUUGCGCUUGGUUUGUAUGGCUAUGGGGAGUCUGUUCCCUAGUCUCCAUGGGAAAGGCGGGUCUUGAGGAGGAAUUUGAUGAAAGGAGGAUAUGGUACCAUGUAGGUGCACUAGAAGUAGUGAGAAGGGUGGGGUGUAGUUCAGUUCACAUUUAAAGGUGAACCUACUUGAUUUGCACUUCUGGAAAUGAUGCAUGGGCCAAAACAGAGCCACCCUUGGAAAUUUGCACCUCUCUGAACUUUGAAAUGCCGUUCUUCCUCUAAGUCAGGUGUGGGGAACUGUUGGCUUUCAAGAUGUUGCUGAACAUAAUCCCCAGCCAGCAUGGUCAAUGGCCCGGGAUGAUGGGAGUUGCAGCUCAGCAGCAUCUGAAGGGCCAAAGGUUCUGCACACCAGAUCUAGGUGGUGUGUUCAAAAAUGGAAAAAUGAGCAAUAUAACACCAUUAAGACAUGGCAGUUAAUAACUGGAUCAAAAUUAAAAUGUGUUGAUACUUCCUUGAAAAGUCACUAAUGACAGGGCCGUGUGCAUUUCAUGAGAAAACAUAUUCUAUAAAUAUGGAGCCACAGUUAAAAAGGCCUUGUACCCAUCAGCCCUAACCCCCUUUUAUUGAUGGAUGUGUGCAGGGCUUCUGAAACUGGUUGUAGAGUUUGCACAGAUGCAUAUGGGAGCUGGUAGUCAAAACUAGAGCAAUAUGCUCUGAUGUUUGAUUCCCACAAGCAUUCUUCCUGCUGCACUCUGUACCAGUUUGGAGUUUUAGACGUCUCUCUAAAGGCAGUCGCAUGUAAAGCAUAUUGCAAGAUUCUAGUGCACGCAUUCUUAAAAGUGUCCAUCCUUAUUAGCCAUAUGGGAUCAGCGGGCUUGGGAGAACCCUAGGAUUUGCAGGAGCAGAAAAACAUUGGGGAGGGAAUCCUAAGGGUUGGGUGUAGAAGGAGGAUGACCCAAAAUUAGCCUGAGCAUGCUCUGUGAGUGCAAAAUUCUGACUGCUGGAGCAAAAAACUAGGAGGGUGUAGAAAUCAAAGGGAGUGUUUUUGGAAAAGGCAUGGCUGGCUAAAACAGUGAGCAGGAAUACUCCACACUGCAUUUUGUUGUCUGUUUUGCUUAAGGGGGCAAAUCUCAAUCUUUUUUCUUGUGUUUCAUUUCUCUUAGUUAAACUUUGAUUAGAUCAAGCCCCCUGAACUGCCUUUCCUCUGAAAUUCUCUCCAUCUGAGAGCAAUUUCUUUAAUUUGGUGGUCCAGAUUUAAGAUGCGGUGACACCUCUCUAGCACACCAGAGUACUACAGUGGUACCUCGGUUUACAAACUUAAUCCGUUCCGGAAGUCUGUUCUUAAACCAAAGCCAUUCUUAAACCGAGGCAAGCUUUCCCUAAUGAGGCCUCCUGCUGCCGGUGGCCUUCCACCAUUCGGCUUCUGUUCGUAGACCGAGGUAAAGUUUGCUAACCGGAACACUACUUCCGGUUUUGUGGAGUUCGUAUACCGAAUAGUUCAUAAACAGGGCUGUUCUUAAACCGAGGUACCACUGUAUUACUCAGUAUUUGAUGCUGUAAAGUUAGAGUGUCCUAGUCUCUGAUAUUGCUCUAUUAUCGGCAGAGUAUUUUGUUUCGCUUAGAGGGGUGUGAACUCUUCCCUGGCAGGAAAUACCUUUGAUCUUAACUGAAGUAUUAGAUCUUUUCCCAGAAAUUGCUACAGAUGUUUCAUUUCAGAGGAGCCUCCAAAUUUGGCUCCAGUCUUGCUUCAGGGGAAAUUCUGUGGCAUUUAUAGUUCUCUGUUGCUUUAAUCAGCCUGUGGGUUCCUUGAGCCCAGUGGACAAACAAAAACAAAUAUCUAGUUGUUCUCUACAGUGACUCGAGUUAGAAAGAGAGGUCUCCUUUAAUCUAGAGAAAAGGUUUUCUGAGACCUAGUUAGAUAUUACAUGCUAACAUAUUUGUUGCAUCUGCUGACUUGAAGAGAGGGGAACAAAUCUGUAACGACUUCCAGAGGGACAACCAUGUUCAGCUGUUGCAAGCAGGAUCGAAGGAUCUGUCAGUUUCUUCACUUAUAUCAUUUCUCAAAUCUUGAAUUUGGUUCGCCACUUUUCUGCAUCAGUUUGUUAAGUCUUUAAUAAGAAUUCAUUACUUUAGUCUGCAUUUCUCCUAACAGGACACAUUUUUGAAUGUAGAAUCAUAGAGUUGGAAGGGACCUCAAGGGUCAGGUAGUGUCCCCGGUUUACUGCUUUUUUUGCAUAUUUGAUUUUUCACAAAUAAAUGCAUUUUUUUUACAUACACAUUUCCCUAAUAUGCACAGUGUAUAUACAUUAGUUGGAGAAUUGCAUCACAAAAAUUGGAGGAUUGUGAAGAUCGAUGCAAUUUGGUUUGCACAUUCUUAUGGGAUGUGUAAAUUAGAGCCAUUAAUGAAUUAAAACGGAAACCAAACCAAGUUUCUCCCCGCACACCCCCCACUAUAGCAGAGGGUCUUGUAGCAACUUAAAGCCUACCAAAUUUAUUAUGGCAUACGCUUUUGUAGACUACAGUCCACUUCAUCUUACAUGUUAAUCAGGAAUUGCAGGUCUACACACACACACACACACACACACACACACACACAAAUUUGGGGGACUGUAAACAGAGGUUGGAAAGAAAUGAAUGAGAGAGAAAUUUCCUCCUGCUUUUCUUUAAUUCGAAGCAUUUUUAGCAUUGUAUACUCCUCACAGUAAAUUACUAAUAUAGCUAUAACAACUCCACCAUUAAUAUUCAACAUUGUAAACAAUACAAAAUCAUACUGAGAUCAGUUUACAGUGUAGAGGGGUUGUUAACCUUCCAGAAUAAAAACGUCAUCUUAAAAGUAUGAGGUUGGGCAUUCAUGGGCUUUAUUGGGGGAAAUUAUUUCAGACUGCUGCUACUCCAGAAUAUCCAUCAUCCUGUUCUGUAUGAAAGAAAUUUCCUGGAAUUGUUUCUUCCAUUUCUCCUCCAUGGAGGAAUCCCUACAGCCAGUGGUUCUAAACUACGAUGAUAAGAACCAGCAAUAUGGCUUGAAUAAGUGCUUGUACCAGCCCAGUGAAGCUUAACUGAUUCAUUGACCCCAGGCGCAAGAUUCCAUUGGAGCAACCAGUUUGUAAAAGGCAAGGUCCCGCUGCGUUAGAGACUGAAGAUGCUUGGGUAACUUGGAGCAGUGGCAAUCCUCCGAAAGAGUUGUCUUGUGUUGGGCUAGAGUUCAAGGGUUGAGCCUUAAACCAAUACAGGCAACUCUGCUUUUCUGCAGACAGAAACAUCAACAUGUAUUAUGUACAAUUUAGCACACACAACACAUAUUUAAUUUAUGUAUUUUAAAAAUAUGAAUGCCCUAGCUUUAUUCAAACAGUCAUUCCAAAUGCAGUAUACCCAUGUUGAUAUAGCUGCAGGCUUCUGCAUCAUCCCAGAAUUGCCUUAAGGUUUCUUAGGUUUUGCUAAUUGGGGGAAAACAGGGGGGAACGUUUGCUUUCAUCUAGUCUUAAAUGGUUAUGUUGACCUCAGCAUUGUCAUGCAGAAACAAAUAUCUCUCUGGAUAUACAUUUUAAUUAAUGUAUGCAUUCGUGAUAGAAGGAGAGAGAACUAAAUUCUGAAGUACAGUUAAAGAAUAGCAAUAGCUCAAAAGUGGGGGGAAAUCUUAUAUUUCCUUUCCCACCCAUCAUUCAUCCUGAUCCCACCCCCCCACCCCCGCCUUCAACUUCUAGUUGAUACAACCUUGUUUUGCAUUCAUAUACUGAAGACUUGGGAGUAAAAGAAAAUGAUGGUCUUAAUUGUUCAGUGCUUCCAUCUGGCUGUUAACCAGAAGGCUGGUGGUUCAAGCCCACCCAAGGAUAGCUGAGGGCAGAAUUUCUGCGUUGUGUGGGGUUGGACCAAAUGACCCUGUGUGUCCCUUCCAAAUUACAAUUCUAUGAUUCUAAAUCAGGAAUUGGGAGUUUAUGGUCCUUCAGACGUUGCUGGACUUACAACUCCCACCACCUUUGAUCAGUGCUAGAAAUUAGCCAGGCACCAGGUGCAUUUUACGACUAGCUCAUGUCCAAUUGUGACCAUGUGGAGAUCUCUGGAUGCCAGGCUGGUGACUGGGGGGGGGGGGGGAGCAAAAUAUCACUUAGAGAAGGACCUGAAAUAUUUUCCUUGAAGCCUGAAUUUGUUUUAUUUGAUGUUUUGAUGUGUUGAAAACCACUUUGAGAUCAGUUCUUUAACAUACAAAACGGUAAAGAAAUGACAACAAUAAACUCCAUGGCGGGGUGAUGGUGCCUAGACAUUCCAUUGUGGCGGCCAUAACCUAGGUUUAAGACACCAUUUGGCGAUUAAAUUAUAUAUCUGAGGGCAAUGUUUCCCCACCCGAAGUCUAGGUUUUGUGGAGAGAAGGCACUCUGCGAAGAAUGAUGAAAGGGCAGGGUCUGGACAUGGGUGUAGCCGGGGAGGCAGGGGGCAGCUGUCCCCCGCCCCCAAAUCAAUCAAAAUCAAUACAAAUCUGAGGUUCUGCCCCCUCCUAACAAAAGCCUACCCCCCUAACAAAAAUCCUGGCUAUGCCCAGGGAUGUGAAUCCUUUAUAAACUAGCUGCUUCGAAUACCCAAAAGGGACUGCAGUGCUAUGUCAUGAUCUACUUUAGACUGAGUUUGGUUAUGAACCUGCCUUUCCAGGUAACUAGUGAAUGGAAUGGGGGUGGAGGUGGGGAAUUGACCUUGCCAGUGGAUGGAACGCUCCCAGUUCAUUUGUUCCAGAGCGCUGCAAAUUAUUCACCCUGACAGCUUAACUGGAGGGGUGGAUGUGCUUGAAUGCUGGCGAUUGGGAACGGGAGGGGCCGUGCAGAAGGCUCCUCUUUCCAAACCCCUUUGAGAAAUGGAAAAGUGAAACGGACCCUUUUGCCCUCUGCCACAUGCUGUCUGAGCACGGAGAGAAACCGGAUUCAUAUGAGUUGCAUGCUUUCCCACAGUGCAAACAUCACCUACCCUUUUUCUCUCAGUGUUCUAGUUGCCGCUGUUUAAUAGGCGCUCGUGUUCAAACUGCACAUAUUUGGCUGAUUAGAUAACUGGCUUCCUCUCUAGCAAUUUUGCUUGGGGAGUUUUUGGUGGAGAGUGGAAUCCAGUUCUGUUCUACCCAAACUCUGGAGUGGAUUGCAGCACCCAGAAUGGAUUCCUCAAUUGACCCUGGACAAGCACAGAGAAAGCUAGUGCAGCUAAGCUUCUCAGCACGUGUACAAAGGAUUCCAAGGCAUGCAGAGUGGUGAUAUUGUCCCCUGCACGGCACUUGGGGGGUGGUGCUCCAAGCAGAGCCUUAGUGUGUAGUCCUCUACCAACUUAGCUAGUAAAUAUGAGUUCAGACAUUCUGAAAAGGUAUAGCGCUUGGGAUCUAGCAUUUCAGUGCCUGAUAAUAUCACAGAAUUGCAAUUAGAAGGGAGCCUGACUAGGGGUGGCUAAUAUGGGGCUCUCUGGAUUGGUGCUUUUCAACCUUGUGUCCCCAGGUUUUGAACUACAACUCCCAUCUUUCCUGACCACUGGCUAAGUGAGUUGAGGAUGAUGGGAGACACAUGGUUGAAGAACGCUGUCCCAUUGUACUCCCAGCCUGCCUCAGCCUGCAGGACUAAUGGAUGAAGGGGGCUGUAGACACAACAGCAACAAUGACCCUUGUUCUAGAAGGUAGAGAAGUCUUGAUUUUGAAGCAUUGUGUAAUGUAUCACUGCUUUCCAAAAACAAGUGUGUCAGGGUUCGCAAGUUUGUCGAGUCACUCUGUGACUGAAACAUUUGAGUGACCAGUGGCUUUGUAAAUCCAAUUGCAGAUGGGAAAACCUCAGGCAAAUGUCCCCUCUUCUGGCGUGUGGUUCACAGGUUCAGUUGUUAAUCAUCUAGAUUCUGAGCGAUGUCCAUGCCUGUGUGAAGUGGCCUUUCAUGUGUCACAGCCAACAAUUCUGAGGAGCAUGUCAUGUUGUAGAAAGUUCAAGAAGUUCUUUUUUCUGAGGCUGGUUGUGUGACAUGUGCAAAAUAUUUCGAGUGAGUAAAGCAUAUGCAGCAGUAAUGCUUCUGAAUACAGUGGUACCUCGGGUUACAGACACUUCAGGUUACAGAUUCCACUAACCUGGAAGUAGCACCUCCACUUAAGAACUUUACCUCAGGAUGAGAACAGAAAUUGUGCGGCGGUGGCAGCGGGAGGCCCCAUUAGCUAAAGUGGUACCUCAAGUUAAGAACAGUUUCAGGUUAAGAACGGACCUCCAGAACGAAUUAAGUUCUUAACCUGAGGUACCACGGUACCAGUUGCUGGAAGCCACAGGAUGGAAAAGGCCUCUUGCGCUCGUGUCCUGCUUGCUGGUUUUCUGCUGGCAUCUGGUUGGCCACUGUGAGAACAGGAUGCUGGACUGGAGGGUAAUAUCAAUGGGGUGGGACUAUGUAUGCCACUUGGAGCUCCUUGGAGAAAAGGAGGGAUAUAAAUGCCAUAGACUCAUAGAGUUGGAAGGCACCCCAGCGGUCAUCUAGUCCAACCCCUUGCAAUGUAGGGAUCUUAACUAGAUCAUUACAUGACGGACGGUCACCCAACCUUUGCUUAAAAACCUCCAAGGAAGGAGAGUCCACAGCCUCCCGAGGGAGACCUUUCCACUGUCAAACAGCUCUUAAUGUCAGCAAGUUCUUCCUGAUGUUUAGCUAGAAUCUCCUCUUAUUACAUAAUAAUAAAUGAAAAACAAAUACGUAAAAUAUACAUACUUGCCUCCUCCCCUCUGAGUGAAAAAUGUGUGUUAUUAUGAACCAAGCUUAUAGACUGCUUCAUGGCAUAAAACCAUCAAAAUGGUGGACAGAGUAGAUAUUGGCAUAAAUUGUGCUCAGCUUCUGGAGGGAGGAACCUUUAAUUAUCCAUGUGCUUCCUUCACACAUUUGAUACAGGCUGGGCUUUAGUUAAAAUGCCCCCUGUUUCACAGCCUGAUUUCAAAAGUAAAACACGGGGCAUAUUGUCAUUUUUUUGGAGGUGUUCUGUUGGGCGGUGGAGGUGAGGUGUAUGAAGCCAGCUGCUAAGGGCUGGUUGUUUCCAUACCCCCUUUGAAGCCCCUAAAGCAAUGCUAUGUUUAUCACAUAAGUGGUGUUCACAUGCUUAAUAAUAAUAAUAAUAAUAAUAAUAAUUACACCCCGCCCAUCAGCAAGUGGACACUCUCAUAGAAACACUUGUGCAGAGAUUGCUUGUACCUGUGUUCAAGAGUAACAUGUGAACAAGCCUAUAAUGACACUCUGUCAUUGUAGGGUAAGAGCUUGGUAUCCAGUCCCAGUUUGAGCUCCCCUCUUGCACCUCUGGUCUCCUUCCUGCACCUGAAACGUGCUGCAGGGGAAUUUCAUACCUACCCACAACCUACAUCUGAAGUGAAAGUUCAUAUAAUUCGCAGUGGUUCUUGAAUCUUUUUUUAGAUAUGCGUACCCAAGUACAGUUAUACUUAGAAAGAGACUAUGGUAUAUAAGGUCGUGUAUGAUCCUGAAUUUCACCCCCAUUUGCUAUAAAUAAAACCCAUGUCUAAACAAAUCCAUUUGGUGUUAACCCUAACUUUCUAGAAUGGAAGCUUAGUGAGGAAUGUUGCAUUUCAAGUAUUAAUGGUGGAGAUGUUGGGUGUGUGUCAGUGUCUAGGAAUUGUAAUUUGGGUAGUUGUUAAUAAAUACUGGCUAUAUCGUUGAGAAGAGAAGAAUCCUGCCAGAUCAGGCCAAAAGCCCAUCUCGUCCAGCGUCCUGUUCUCACAGUGGCCAACCAGAGAUGCCUAUGGGAAACUCACAAGCGGAACAUAAGCAGCACAGCUCACACUCCCGCCUGUGAUUUCCAGCAACUGGUCUUUGGAGGGAAACUGCCUCCGACAGCGGAGGCAGACCAUAGCCAUCACGGCUAGUGGCAAAUGACACACAACCUGAGUAUUGGAAUUGAGUAGGCACUCAAGAGUAAGUCUAUGAGCUUACUCUUCUGACACUUGGGUAGGAGGAAGAACUGUCCUAAUGGAAUUUCCUUUUUCCUCCUUUGAAGCUCUCGGGGAAAAUGUGGCUUCCAAGGAACUCUUCUGGUUGUCAGUUAGCUGCCACAUCUUUCUCCCCCUAUUGCAGAGUAUAUGGGGUGGGCAACCUGUGACACACACCCCCCGCCAGAUAUAGCUAGAGUGCAGUUCAUAUCAUCCCUGGCCACUGACCGAGGCUGAUGUGGGUUGGAGUCCAGAAAUGAUUCGGGGGGCCCCAAGUGUCCCACCCCCAUUGGAGAGUUAAGAAAUACUCACAAGGUUUUUUUGCCAUGUUCGUCUGUUGGUUGCAUGGGCUGUGGAAGUUUGUACUUUUGUACUUUUUAAAGAAAGGUACAAAUGCAUGUGUUCUGCUCUGGAAAGAAUCUAGAUAUCUGUUCCAUGCCGCGCCUCUGCCACAGCGGAGAACCCGGUGCAUUUUGAAGGCUCCAGAGAACAAUUAUUUGACAGCAGGCAGAACCCUAUGCUUUUCAGCCUCUGUUUUCAUUAGGUUUUUGGAGCAUGUGUAGAACUAGGGUUGCUGUAUUUCAAAAAGUGGAAAUCCGGACACAAACGUUGUUGAGCUUUUUGUUUUUGGCCAAAGUCGUGGAGCUUCUUUUAGUUUUGCAAGAUCUAUUAAAACACACUUGGUUGCCAUAAGUCUGGAUUUUCCCGGAAAUUAAAGCAAUUCCUGCCCAGACACUGUUUCCAAUGGCUGAAUCCUGGCAAUGUCUGGGAAAUUCUGGGUGCAUGACAACCCUAGUAGAACAUAGCUGUGAAAAUCCAAAGCAAUGCUUGGAUAGUGACCGUAACAUUACUGGUGGUGGUGGUGAUGAACAACUAUCUUCUACUCAUGCUGUCUUGACACACGUCUCUUCUCUUAUUUAGAUCUUGAGCAUUCUUCCACCAUAGGCUUCGAGCUGUCAUGUUAUGCAAUUCCUGUAGGCCUUUUUAAAAGAGUGGAAACAUAUCAGGUUACCCACUUCCUCUUAUUGCAGAGGCCUGCCAUUUGAUUUUCUUUGCUGGUUGCACGCCCCAGCUUUUCAGUGUUAGCUUCCUUUAUCUUAAAAAAGCAACCAACGAUGAAACCACAAUCCCUCCUAUAGAGUAAGUUCUAUAGUACAGUUUGUUUAGAGUCGUCACAGUAUUGCUUUAGAGCAGCAUUUUUCAACCUUGGGUCCCCAGAUGUUCUUACAAGCCCACCCAUACUUCUGAAUCCUCACCCACUGAGUGGUGCAGGUAAAUCUCACUCCCCCAGUUUGCCCGAUCAUUGUUUUGCAGGCUGAGUGGAGUCUACCUGUGGUGCUGGAUAGCAUACAGAGGAAUGAGUAUCAGUGGCCUUACCUAUCUGCAGCCCAUGCUCCACCCAUGGUCUAUUCUGGCCAUGCCCACUGACAUGUGGUCCCUGACCAUGCCCCUUGUUGCCCACCCCACAUGUAGAGAUGAUGACACACAGGCUGAAGUGUGUGAGGGUGCUCCUUUUCUUUGAUCAUUAAGCAAAGGUUGCUGCUUUUAAGGCUGAAAACUUGUACACAUUUCUAGUGUUUUCCAGUCUCAUUGAAAUCAGUGGGACCACUUCCAAGUAAAUAUACACAGGAUUCGGCCAUAAAAUUCUGCCAAAAUCUUUGAUUAGAAUAAUUAUACAAUGCAGAUAUAGGUGCACAAAUGUACUCCAUUAUUAUCAAUGUUGCACUUUUACUACUUCUCAAAAUUAGUAAUGGCUGUAUUGGGGAAAAUAAUUACAUCUAGAGUUCUCAGCUCCCUUGAUCCCUGCCUGGAUGUCUUUUGCUUUCUGAACAACUUGGGUGUGUUUUUCAGAGUGUGUGUAUGUGGAAGGAUGUUAACUAAGAUAACAAGCUUCCCCCUUUUUCUCUUGGAGGAGAAAAGGUAAUGUAACUUUGAAUUCUGAAAAAAAAAGAUGUAGCAAGAUGGGUUCUGUGAGCUGGAAAAUAAAUUUCUGGACCUGUUGGCUGUAAGAAUCAUAGGAAGGCUAAAGGCUUAUUCUAGGUAGGGUGAUGCUGGACAUAAUAAUUGGUGAUCCAUUUCUCUCCCCCUCCCACAAGUUCAGCCAAGAAGCCGAGAAUCAACCCUUUAUCAUUGCUUCAGCCUCCAUUGACCUAACCAUUCCUUGUUCUGAUCUUCAGUGCAAACUGUACAACUAGAAUGGAAGUACAAACGUUAGUUAAAAAAUAACACUGUGAGUCAAACAUAAAUUCUAAACCUGGAUUCCCUCCCUUUAUGGAAUAGUUUGACCUCCCUGACCUGACCUCCUUGACCAGAAUGCCUGAUGGCUUGAUUAGAAGAACAAUGAGGAAUCCGGAUUAGUGGUAACCCUAAAGAUAUAUGUAGUACUUUUUCCAUUUUCUGAUAUUGCCAGAGACAAUAAGACAGUAACAGAGUGGUUUGCCUUAGUUAAAACCCAAGGGCUGAAUUUCCUUAGAGUAAACCUCUCCUUGACAUCCCUGGGUGAUACUGAUGGAUUAACGCUGGUGGGUGAAAUUACUUUAAAAGUUUGGUGGAGGCUGUAAUGAAGACUCGCUUGAAUUGAGUUUGCCUUGAACAAGAAGGGAGUGUGUCUUCCUUUUGGAGUUCUGCUGGAGCGUUUCAUCUUGCCUUGUGCAUAAUUAUAAUUGACGCAUGGGGCAACCUGCCUAAUGAAACCUGUGCCCUGCAGGUUGAUAGCCCUGUAUUGUGCAUCAUCUGUAAAGGUUAUGUGGAAGGUAAGCAAUAAUAGGCUGCUUGGCUUCUAUCCAAGAACCAACAGGUAGAACUUCAGCAACUGUAAUCCAAGAAUUAUCAUGGUUCUCCUUUUUUUUAAAAAAGGCUCGUUCUGCAGGACAAGGCCCUAGGCUUCAGUCCCCACGGCCUGCCCUGACAGCACCACUGACUUCUGCUGUCCUAAACCUCUGGCCUACCUGGUAGCAAGUCAGUAUGUCAAGUCCAAAGUUCAGAGUCCCGGCAUCAAUCCAAGCAAGCAAAGACCAAAAGUCAGGAAACGCAGUCCAGGGUCAGUCCAAGUAAGCCAAGUCCAGCAGUCAGGAUGCAGUCCAGAGUCAAACCUGAAGCACAGACCAGGAGCAUCCAAGCCAAGGUCCACCAACAGGGGAGGUUGAGCAGACACAGCACCUCAGCUCUGCUUCCCUUUCAUACUUUGCAUGCUUAUUGUCACACCACGAGGCAGGUGACCCUCACCUGUUCCAAACCCACUCUAGCAGAGGAAUUACACACCUUCUCCCAGAGCUAACGAGCCCUACCUGGCCAGCUAGGAAGCUGGGCUGUAGGCCCUUGCCUGCCUCAGCCUCUUAGAGCACCCCUCCUUAGAGCUCCCUAGGCCUUAGAGCCUGCCGUGUUCAUGGAGACAGGUCCCCUCUGGUUACGGUGGUGAGUCCUCCUGCUCUGGUUCCUGUGCAUUGACCUCCAUCCCCUUGCCACCCUCAGUCACCCUGUUUGUGCUUCCUUCCCCAACCCUUCCUUGCCUCAGCAUCUCCCAACCCUGGCUACGCACCUUGCUGGGAUCCUUUUCCUCCUCCCCAUCAUCCUGCCAGUUAAUGACAUCUAUAUUUUGCUCUUCUCUCACCACCUCUGGCGAGUACAAUUUUGUAUACCUGGUGCCUAUGCCUGGAAAUGCACUUUUGAAUGGACAAGUAAGGCUGCAGUCCUAUACCCUAAAAGUCAAAGAACCUGUAUGUUGCUGGACUCCCAACUCCCACAAGCCCCAGCUUGUAUGUCUAAUGGCCAGGAAUGAUGGGAGUUGUAGUCUAGCAGCAUCUGGAGGAUCAAAGGUUCCCCAUCCCUGCAAUGUAUACUUCGGAAUGAACCCCAGGACUGAUUGCCUGAGCAGAGUCAGCACAUGUGAGUGGAUUACAAAACAUUUUUUUCAUAUCUCCCCACCUUAACAUUUUUGUUCGGUGAUGACACUUCGAAUUUUAGCCCAUUAAGCAAGGACCAGCGGGUGUUUCCACAUUGGCUUAAGCAAUUUUUCAUACUCUUACAGAGAUCAGUAUCCCGGAAAGGUCCCAAGCUCAAAGUAUAUUCCUGCUGUGUGUGUUUUGUUUUUCUGUACUUUAAAUGACAUUGCCUUAUCCUUCAACCAUCUCAUGCUUUGAAUCAGUUUUGACAUAAUGUCCUCUGCUCAUUAAAACCACAGAAGCCAUUUAAUUGUUGGCUUAGUGGAAAAAUACAUAAGGCUGUCAUCAGCUGUUGCUCUGGCAAGGCUUUCUGCAGCAGUAUAAAUAAAUGAGGUCACAGUUCUUAAACAGGCUGUACUUGCAGGACCUCACAAGUGUGCACUCAAAACAGUGUGUGUGUAUUUAUAUGCCUACAUUUUGAAAUUUACUGCCCCAAUGUUACUUACUUGAUACCAGUUUUGGAAAUAACCGUCUUUUAAAUCCCCAGACUGUCUGAACUAAUGCAAUCUGUACCAUCUCCUGUCAAUCAUCUAAUAUUGCUCAGCAGCUGAACUUCUGUCUUGUGCAGUGAUGUGACUCUAAAAAUAAACCUGGGAGAAAAAGAUGCACUAGGACAGGAUCCGCACACACAAACACACACAAAGUUAAGGUGUCCAUUUAGUUUUGAAACUGAUGCAUGCAGGUAUAUCUACACUGAAGAGUUAAACUGGUUUAAUAGCCAUUCAUUCUCCUCCCCCCACAAAACUCCACAAAGCUAUAGGGUUGUGGUGUUGUUGUUGUUGUUGUUGCUCAGUGGAGAGUGGACAUGCUUUGGGAAUCCUACUAGAGCAUUCUGUGUGCUGUCAGCAGAAUACAGCAGCUAUUUCUAAAUUUGCACCUAUACUUACAGUAUCAAUUGGCACGUGCAAUUUUUGUGCAAAUCUCUGUCUUUUUGACAAUGUGCAAGUGGCCACCCUAUUACUCUAGGUCAGUCUGCCUGUGAGCUUACCAGCUGAAUGGGCAUAUAAACCCAGUUCCUGCCUGUGUUAAGUCCAACACCACCCACUCUACCACUCCGACCAUCCAGACAGAGGCUCUUCUGAGAGUGAACUAAGCAAAGUGUUUGUGAAUGAACUGUCAGGUUCAGCAGCUUCACUGCUGGAGGGAAUAGAUCUGACGUUAUGAGGCUACUAAUAUGAGUUAUAUAAAUUGAUAGCUCUUUUUUGUUUGAGCCACAAGAAGAUCUCUCCGGUCUGAAUUUCUGGAGAGUGGGGAGGAUAAACGCCACCCAAUGUCAGGAUAACGGUUCUAUGUUUUCUGCAGCUUUUUUUUUUAUGAAAGGGUGAUGCUGGGGAAACUUCAGAACUUCCAAAAUGGCCUGCUGCCUCAGGUAGAGAGCAUGAACAAAAUAGCAUAGUUUUCCAAACUUAAAAAUAAUAAUAAUAAAAAUCCUCCUGAACAUAUUUAGAAUGCAGGGGGGGGGUUUAUAUUCCUGGCCGUUGUAUGAAUAAGUAAAAUCACGUAAAGCCAGGAACCCCUGGAUCCUGCCCCCUUGCAAGGUGGAGGGCUGCUUGCCUGGCUUUUGAAAGCUGGCACAAGGGCUGUAACAGGUUUCCAGAGCCCUCCCACUACCUUCCCAAAGCCCAGUAAGCACUAGGAGUCUGCCAGAGCCCUCGUACCUCCUUCCCAAAGGCCAAGCCUCACGCUGCCUUCCCAAAGCUGGAUAAGCCUGCAGCUGCAGUUUUGUGCAGGUAUGUGUGUUGAGGGGCGAGUGUGUGUAAAUAAAUGAUGAGUGGGUUUUCUCUUCUCUCCAUUUAUUUAUUUAUUCCCCUCGCACCCACUCGCUGCCAUCAUGUAAAUAAAAUAAGUAUAAGUUACCUGUACACCAUAAUUCCGCAUAGCACUUUUUUCUUUCUUGCUUUAAAAUGGUACUGUUUUGCGAUAAUCCCAGCCAAGUUCAGAGGCAGGUUGAGGUCUGGCAUUUGUGAGAUUAUUGUUAUCAUUUGUUAAUUUUUUAUACCACUCUUCAUCCAAAGUUCACAGUGUGGUUUACAACCUAAACACAAAGAAUACCCAAUACAGUGGUACCUCGGGUUAAGAACUUAAUUCAUUUUGGAGGUCCGUUCUUAACCUGAAACUGUUCUUAACCUGAGGUACCACUUUAGCUAAUGGGGCCUCCCGCUGCCGCCACGCGAUUUCUGUUCUCAUCCUGAAGCAAAGUUCUUAACCCAAGGUACUAUUUCUGGGUUAGCGGAGUCUGUAACCUGAAGCGUCUGUAACCCAAGGUACCACUGUACAUCUAAGAGCAUUGCCAUAUCUGCUUUACAUAGGACACAGAGAAAGGUUGGAGGCAGCAUGAGAGAAUUAUCGGUUGCACCCCCAAAAAACUGAGCCGUCUUUAUGCCAUCCCCCAACACAACUUGUUACUGAUCAUCGUGAUCAUUUACUAGCUUCAGUGAGGAUCUUUUAUCCUCAGUGGUACAUUCUAAUGAAGACAUAGCUGAACUAGUAUAAACCAGAGUGUGUCGCAGAAAGUCCUUGGGAGAAGAAGGGCUUUCUGGUGGUUGGUUAACUUGCUUUUGGGUGAAUUAAAAUAAAUCAAUGGAGCUAUAAAACAUUACACAGCACAGGCCCCAAGGCCUUCAGGAAUGGGCUAUGCUGAAAAUACAUUUUUUAAAUAUAAAGUUCAUCAACUGUCAUAGGCAAGGACGGCAACACUUUUCAGAAUAUCAAGUGCUUGUUUUUCAGACUCGAAACUUAUAUUUUAAUGGCAUCACUAGAUGUUAGUGAACUUUGCAGCACAUAUUCCAUGAUCAUUGUUGAUGGGCUGUGGGGCAUUGCUAGCAGAAAGGAUCUGAUAACUUCUUUUUAUGAUUCUGUGUAGAUACAUCCAAAAGAUAGCUUCAGAUAACUGGGUGGUCUCUGUGAGCUUGCUUGCAAUAAUCUCCGAGCAGGAUAUAAUUUUGGUUUACUCUCUGGCUAACAACAUGAUGACACAGAUAUGUUUAGAAACAACAACAUACUCUGAACUCAAUUACAACCAGUGGAUUGUGUCUUAAGUCAUACUUGGAGCAGAUCAACUGAAAGAGCUGAUUUUUCAAUGGGACAACUCUGAGUUUGACUUAAUCAGAUGCAACCCAAUAGUUCCCAGGUGCAUGUUUUGGCGGGGACUUCAAUACAUAUUGUUACUGAUACAGUCAGAUUCCAAAAACAUUAAUCUUUUCAUUUAUAAAUAAAUGUAUGCUAAAUGUAAGCCUUUAUGUAUCUGCUUUAGCCAGUUUUCCUAUUUCCCCCCUCCAUGCUUUAAGCAUGGACUGUCUGAACCUGUUUACUGUUGUAAAACCUCACACGUACAGUAUGUAAAAGAAUGGAAGUUUACAACCCCCCUCUCCACGUCUCUUCCCCUAAUUUUAUACAGUCAUACCUCGGAAGUCGAACAGAAUCCGUUCCACAAGUCCAUUCAACUUCCAAAAUGCUUGGAAACCAAGGUGCGGCUUCCGAUUGGCUGCAGGAAGGUCCUGCAGCCAAUUGGAAACCACGGAAACCACACCAGAUGUUCAGGUUUCAAAGAACGUUCGCAGACCAGAACAAUCACUUCUGGGUUUGCAGCGUUCAGGGGCCAAAAUGUCUGAGCUGGGAGGCAUUCAACCUCCGAGGUACGACUGUACUGUAUACAGUAUCAAAGUCUCAUAUUGAAUAGGAAUGGUCUGAAAAAGGAUUAAGGCUUUCUGGGGGAUGAUAUAUAAUGAAAUGAAAAAGGUAUUUAAAUAUACCUUCCUGAAGAAACCAGAGGCCUUUCUCCUGGGCAUAGUCGGCCAAUUGGUGCCAAAGAAGGAUAGAACUUUCUUUAUGUAUACCACAACAGCAGCUUAUUGCAAAGUACUGGAAGACACAAGACCUACCCACUCUGGAAGAAUGGCAGAUGAAGGUGAUGGACUAUAUGGAAUUGGCGGAAAUGACUGGCAGAAUCCGAGACCAGGGAGAAGAGUCAGUGGAAGAAGACUGGAAAAAGUUUAAAGACUAUUUACAGAAAUAUUGCAAAAUUAAUGAAUGUUAGAAUGAUGUUGGAUAGAAAUUAAGUGGUUUUUAGCUGUAAUAUUAUAAGGGAAUAUGAAAAAUGGAUUAUUAAUAGGUAAAAAUUUAAUGUUACAAUAUUUUAAGAUUAAAGACUAGGAUAAACAAAGAGGGGAAGGAUUUGCUGAACUAACAAACUGAAUUGGAAUACAAAAAAGGGAGGCGCAAGGAGGUCCGGGAAACAAGCAAAUGAAAGAUAGUAACGGAAAGAUUGAGUUGUUUUUAACUACUUUUAUUUUGUAUUUUUCUUUUUUCUUUUUUCAUUUUGUAAUAUUUUGAAAAUUUUAAUAAAUAUCUUUUAAAAAAGAAAGAAAGAAGAAGGACUUUAUCAUCUGAAAGAGACAAUGUAUGUAAUUUUGUAACCCAAUAAAAUCUUUAAUAAAAACAAUUUAAAAAAAUAAACUUUAGUCCUUCCCGGGUAGAUUUUAUCUUUUGCUUGUUUGCAAAGCAUUUUGAAAAUCGUUUGCAUCCCCCAGGAUCCUGACUCUGCUACUACAGCAGAUUAAUUUCAAGGGGUGUCCAGAGCACUCUCUAGUCCUGUUGUGUCAGAUGAGUUUCAGUUAGUAAGGCUUGCGCAUGUAGACAAGGUGCUUGGAUCACUCAGGAUGACCCCUUGUGCUCCUUAAUAAUAGAAUAAAAAUGUCUAUUUCUAUUUUAUUGAUUUUCACUUUUAUUUAUGCAAAAAGUGGCUUGCAUAAAAACAAUACAUGCCAGUAAAAUUUCCUUAAAAGCAAGAGGGAAAUAAAAUGCAGCUGUGUAUCUCAAAUUAAACAGAGUGGUGUACCAAACAAAACAAAACGAAAAUAAAAACGGUAAGAGUCCAGGAAAGCAGAAGUGUUUAAAGGUCACGACAGUCUCUUAACUCAUGAAUUACACAAGGGAGGACUCUACAGAGGCUUAGGCCGCAGGAGGCGCACUUCUGCCUUGUAGGAAGUCACAAUGGGGUGGUCGUUGAACAACCAGUAUGGUUUCCCCAGGGGGUUUUAAAGACUGGCCUGCUCUGUAUGGGGAAAGGAGGCCUGCUAGACAGUAGCUGAGGCAUUCUUAUUUACCCAGGUUUUUUAAAAUAAUGUGUAUAGUACUUCUGUGUUUCUGUUUUAUUCACUUCUGCUUAUGUUGUUGCUAUUUACUGUUGUACACUUCCCUGAAAUAGAAAUUUGGAAUCAGCACUGUUGAUUUAAAAUGUUUAUAUGCUGCCCUUCAUCAGUUUCUAUGGUUCAUAAUCGCCUGCCCUCUCCCAUAUUAUGGUUGCUGGUGACUUUCCUGGCCCUAUGCUUUUUGGAAUUAGGAAAGGGUGUUUUUGUAUAGGCUUAGGGUUGACUAUUGGCUACCUCUUAUACUGGUAUCCCUUUUAAGGUGGCUGCAUUCCCUUGCUUGCUUGCCAUUUUAGUAGAGAGAGAGGAGAAAUUUGAUUUCCCUUUGCAUUUCAAGGUGAACCUACCUAAUUUGCACUUCUCAAAACAAUGUGAAACAUAGCUGUCUUUUAUUCAUUUAUUUAUUCAUUUUAUUUGUAUGCUGAUUUUCUACAGAAAAUAAAACAUGCUCAAAGUGGCUCACAACAAAGAAGCAGGGAUGCAUUUCAAACACUACAAAAACCAUUUCAUAAUAACAUAGCAAAACAUAAAUAUGACAACCUACUCCAAAACCAUAUUUCAAUACUGUAAAUAUAACAAGAUUCUUUAAACAACAUGCAACAUCCUAAAGCAAUAAGAACAAGGGAGCUUCAGUUUGACGUUAGUCCUAGAAACAUCCCUCCCAUGUUGUUCCUCGCAGUCCCUCUCCUGCAGCAACCAUCAAACGCCUUUUGGGUUUGCAAGAAAUGUGUGUAUUGUGCACAAAAAUGCAAAUGUUAGGGAAAAUAACACAGAAUUUUCUGCAAGAAAUUUCCCCUAAUAAUACAUUUUUGUAAGUCGGAAAUGCUCUUAUAUUUCUAGGAAGUACUGAAGAGGUUGCUCCCUCUCUUUGGGCAGAGGCUCUGUGUUUUUUAGGAGCUGCAUAGCAAGGAAAAUGAAUCAGGUACAGUAUAGAGAUAAGAAAGUCUGUGCAGAUUGAAAUUUGCCAUCCUGUGGCUGUUAAAGAGAUGGAGCUUCUGUCCCGAUUGGCUGGUGCCCACUGGGACUAGUAGGGCAGAAACCAAGGGUAGUUGGAGUCGGAGCCAAUGACAGGCAGAGCCAACUAAUUCUAUUCUUCUCUCCCACCCUCUUCCCUGAUGAGCUCUUACAAAGUUUGUUUCAGCACUGAAACUAAAGAGGAGGAAGCUGUCAGGCUGUAAGUAAGAAGGCAGGUAGGUUGAGGCGGACUGAGGGUAAACUGAGGCUACUGGGCCUGGGCCCCUUUAGCAUUAAUGGACCAGCCUGCACUGGCUUCCAGUGUGUGUUGAGGGGAGUGACAACCCUACUUCCCCCCAAAAGAACAACAGGGUAUGGUUAAAUAAGCACUGAGAGUUAGUAGAAAAAAUGUUUGCAGCUGUGGUUAAAGCCAGAGUUGUGAUCUAUUGAUGCUACUAACCUUUCUUGUGUAAUAAGGGAAGACAUAGGUAAAAAUAGUUAUCCAGCUACCUUUGCUCUGAAUUGGCAGAAAGGGACCAUAAAGGACUUGGAUGCAGCCCAAAGCAAAAUAAGCUCACUUAUGCCAAACUUUCUGAAAUGCCUUUUUCUGAUUCAUAACGGAGCAAACAAAAAUGCCAAAAGGUUAAUCAGAUCUCUGUCCACCACCUCUUUACCUGUGUUCUUAUUACCUUGUGUUCUCUUAAAAUAACCGGUUGGUGUUUCAUUAUUUCACAUGGUGUAAAAGCAUCUCUAUUAAGGUGAAACGCCUUCCCAUCAGAUGUCAAAGAGAUAAACAACUACCUGACGUUUAGAAGACAUCUGAAGGCAGCCCUGUUCAGGGAAUUUUUUAAUGUGUGACAUUUUAAUAUAUUUUUAAUCUUUGUUGGAAGCCGCCUAGAGUGGCUGGGGAAACCCAGCUAGAUGGGUGGGGUACAAAUAAUAAAUUCUUGUUGUUGUUAUUAUAAAAUAUAAGUGUCUUAUGUUUGGGCGGAUCUUAGCUGGAAUGUCUAAAGGUUUUUAUUCUGGCACAUAGGCUUAUAGACAAGAUAAGAAUAUAAAGAGUUGUUACUAAAAAGUCUCUGAGCUGCCAUAGUUUGAACCUUUGCCUUUUACCAAAAGCAAUUAUUAUUAUUUUUCAACCUUCUUUCCAAGAGUUACAUCACUUUUUAGACAAGGUGUCUCUGGUUCUUGCAAUUUUCUCUUAUCUUUGUCAGUUUGCAUAAAGCUACAUUUCUCUUGCAUUAGUGCCUUAUUUCACAUGCCGUUAGUGAAAGCUUAACCUAUAAUCACCCAUGUGUACACAAGGGAUAUAGCUGUAUUUUUCCUCCUCCCUGUUAGGCAAAUUCUGCUCCAACCACCUGUUAGCAUUACAUCACUGGCUCCCAAGAACACAGUUGUACCAAAAGGCCUGAAACAAAGUAGCUCUUCUUGCAUUGUUUGCACUCAAAGAGCUGAUGUCAUGCCCAGCUGAUGUCAUUGUAUGUCUUUGUGUAAUUGCCAUGGAAACCAGGCAGGUGGGGAGGCUGAGCUGAUGUCAUCUCAGAACGAGGUGUAGAAAGUUCUUAAGCUUCUGUUUUUCUCUUCAGAUUUUGUGGAACAGCGUUAGACAACAGAUUGGAAAAUCCCAAAGUACGUUAGGACAAUAUUCUUUUAAAAAGUGUAUCAGUCUGGGGUGCAUUUGUUGAAACCCCCUCACCCUUCAAGUGUCCUCUCUUUGAGAAAUCAUCUUUUAUGAAGCAGAAUAAUCAAUUAUGGAACUACAUAAGGAGUAUUACCAUUUCACAGGCAAAACAAAAAUGUUAUUGUGGAAUCUAAAUGGAUCAUCUCCCUGAUUUGAGAGAGGUGGGGCGGUAUUUAUUUAGCCCUUUCCUGCAUUUGAAAAAAGUGCUAUCUGGGAAGUGAAAAAAUUAUAAAAUACUUGUGUAAUACAACCGUGUGUGUGUGUAUGUGUGUGUGUUUGAAAAGUGUGUUUGAAAAGUGUGUUUGAAAAGUUUGAAAAACUAUGUUUUUGAAAAAUAGUUUAGCAGUCACUGGAGUGCAUUCAGAAUAGGCAUGCUUAAAAUAUAUUGGGUGAUAUCCACUGUUAGUAAGACUCAGAGUAGACCCAUUGAAAUCAUUGGAUGUAGGCGAGGCUGCAUAUGCACUAUACAUUUAAAGCAGGAAAUUUUAAACAAGUAUGGCUUUCACCAAAUAAUCCUGGGAAAUGUAGUUUGUCCAGGGUGCUAAUUGUCGUUAGGAGACAGUACUAGAAAUAUCUAGAAAGAGGGAAUGGUUGUUAAACCCCUCUGGGAAUAGAGGACUCCUAACAACUCUCAGCAUCCUUACCAAACUACAAUUCCCAGGUAAGUAUUGGGAGUAUUCCACUUUUUCUGUGUGCCAAUUAGCUACCAGUGUAUAACACCCUACAGUUGGGGGACCAGGAUACCAGAAAGUUCAUCUCACCCCUUAUAUACUCAAUCAAUCAGUGCACUCGGAAGUUGAGAGCCUCCUGCAGAUGCCUUUAGGAGAUCCUAGAGUUGAUUGAAAGCAAACCUCCAAAUCUAAUGGGUAAAUCAUAGAAGGGACCCUGAGGAUCAUCUAUAGUCCAACCCCCUGCAAUGCAGGAAUAUGCAACUGUCCCAUACGGGGAUCGAACUUGCAACCUUGGUGUCAUCAGUACCAUGUUCUAACCAACGGAGCUAUCCAGGCUCUACACAGUGUAUAACUCAGAACUUUAGUGUUGAGGCGCCUCCCCUACCCUUUGGAAUUUCCGCUCUGUUAAAUAUCACAUAGGUGCCAUCACUGAAGACCAUCUACUGAAGACCAUUGUCUUCCAACAAGCCUUUCAAGUAGAAAUAUUUCCAAGUCUGCAUCUAUAUGACUGGGAGUGGCUGCCAAGACCAUAUAACACUGGUUCUGAAAGUCCUACAUUGGCUCCCAGUACGUUUCCAAGCACAAUUCAAAGUGUUGGUGCUGGCCCUUUAAAUCCGUAAAUGGCUUUGGCCCUGUACAGUGGUACCUCGGGUUAAGUACUUAAUUCGUUCCGGAGGUCCAUUCUUAAACUGAAACUGUUCUUAACCUGAAGCACCACUUUAGCUAAUGGGGCCUCCUGCUGCUGCUGCUGCUGCUGCUGCUGCACCGCCGGAGCAUGAUUUCUGUUCUCAUCCUGAAGCAAAGUUCUUAACCCGAGGUUCUAUUUCUGGGUUAGCGGAGUCUGUAACCUGAAGCGUAUGUAACCUGAAGCAUAUGUAACCCGAGGUACCACUGUAUACCCGAAGGAGUGUCUCCACUCCCACUGUUCAGUCGGGACACUGAGAUCCAGCUCCAAGGCCUUCUGGCAGUUCCCUCACUGUGAGAAGUGAGGUUACAGGGAACCAGGCAGAGGGCCUUCUCAGUAGUGGUGCCCGCCCUGUGGAAUGCCCUCCCAUUAGAUGUCAAGGAAAUAAACAACUAUCUGACUUUUAGAAGACAUCUGAAGGCAGUCCUGUUUAGGGAAGAUUUUAAUGUUUGAUGUUUUAUUGUGUUUUUAAUACUCUGUUGGGAGCAGCCCAGAGUGGCUGGUUAAAACCAGCCAGAUGGGCAGGGUAUAAAUAAUAAUAAUAAUAAUAAUAAUAAUAAUAAUAAUAAUGGAAUUGUAACAUUUUAUCAUUUGUGUGCUUGUCUGCCUGGGCUCCUCAGGGUAGACGAGUGGGAUAUAAAGAUUAAUAAUGAUGAUACUAACUAAAUAAUAUCUCAGGUUCCUGACCUUCUCCUUUUUAAAAUCUCUCUGUGCUGCAGGUGGACUCAGCAGUUUUAAACAGAACCACGAAAACCUCUGUGACAACUCCCUCCAACUCCAAGAGUGCCCCGAAGGCGGAGGAGGGGGCGGUGCUGCUGCCGCGGUGACCUGCACGCUACCUCAGUCCAUCCCGACCACCCCAGACAUUGAGAACGCCGAGCUCACGCCCAUCUUGCCCUUCUUGUUUCUUGGCAAUGAGCACGACGCUCAGGACUUGGAGAAGAUGCAGCGGCUGAACAUCGGCUACGUCAUCAACGUCACCACUCACCUCCCUCUCUACCAUUACGAGAAAGGCUUGCUCAACUACAAGCGGCUCCCGGCCACAGACAGCAACAAGCAGAAUCUCAGGCAGUACUUCGAAGAGGCUUUCGAAUUCAUUGGUAACUAUCCUAGCAAAACGGCCGCAAUGGCUGCUUUGGCGGCGCAAAUGCAUUUAGUUCCGGGCUGACAGGCGUGGAACUGAUUAUCUUUGCCCAAGGGGGUGGGAAGCAGCUUUAUCAUGUUGUGUUGUUGUCUGAGCAUUUCAGCGCUUGCAGAACUUUCCAUCGGCCUAUGGUAGGGCUGCCAAAGAAAUCUGGUCGCUUCCCGUGUUUUAUUAUUGUUUUCCGGGCAUCUUUGUACAUUAUGCAGCAUAAUGACAGCUGGGGUAGCUCAGUUGGUAGAGAAUGAGACUUGCAAUCUCAGGGUUGUGGGUUCAAGCCCUACAAUGGGCAAGAGAUUCCCCCAUUGCAGAGGGUUGGAAUAGAUGACCCUUGGCAGUCCCUUCCAACUCUGAUUCUGUAAUGUGCAUGUGUGUUUAAACUUGCAAGAUUUCAGGAGCACAUCUGUGUUUUCUGGAGGGGGCGUGCUAAAUGGGCAGCUGCUGACAGCGCCCAUUCUCGUAUGAGCCAGAUGUUUGCAAAACACCUGUUUCUCACAUUCACACUUUGGCUGCCUUCAGACAUGGGGAAUAUUGUGUUUGUUUUCCUGAUUUUAAUGCUAGCACUUCUGCACCUUGCACACUGCAGUACCUGUUAUGGAGCAGUGUUUUGAUGGAUAUACCAGCAUGUCACACUAAACACUAAACAUCAUUCCCAACAGUGGCCAUGGUGUGACACAAGAACAAAUGUCAUUGGACAAUGUUGCUCCUCCCAUGCCCUUUCUACACAUAUGUGCUUCUCUUCAGGAAAGAACAGUAUGCCAGUAUAACAUCCCAAAUUUCAUCACUUCACUUCCAUCAUUUUCUUGGUUAAGGUGGCUGCAAAUGGAUCUUUUUCCUGGAAUUAAAUUGCAUGGAAACGAGUGCCCCCAGCAACCUCCUGCAGCCUCAAUUAUACAUUGAGGCUUUGGGGGUAGGAAAUGUGGCUGCAAGAGGGAGGAUAGAAUGAGAAACAUAGGCUGACAUAAAAGCCAAGCCAUUGGGUACUGGUGGCAGGAAGAUCAUGUCCACAGUCACACCUGCAGUGCAUUAAUCUGUUGGCAACUCAGUGGUGCAUUGCAUUGAGUGUGUGGAUGUUAGUGGGGAGGAAGCCAGAAACAUGUGGACAUUAUGAGUGGGGCCAAUGGGUGUGAUCCUGCUUCCACCUCCACAUAUGACAUACAGUGGUACCUCGAGUUAAGAACUUAAUUCGUUCCGGAAGUCCGUUCUUAACCUGAAACUGUUUUUAACCUGAGGUACCACUUUAGCUGGGGGGACACAGGUGGAGCUGUGGGUUAAAUCACAGAGCCUAGGACUUGCCGAUCAUAAGGUCGGCAGUACGAAUCCCCACAAUGGGGUGAGCUCCCGUUGCUGGGUCCCUGCUCCUGCCAACCUAGCAGUUCAAAAGCACAUCAAAAGUGCUAGUAGAUAAAUAGGUACCGCCCCAGCUGGAAGGUAAACGGUGUUUCCGUGCGCUGCUCUGGUUCGCCAGAAGCGGUUUAGUCAUGCUGGCCACAUGACCCGGAAGCUGUACGCCGGCUCUCUUGGCCAAUAAAGCUAGAUGAGCGCCGCAACCCCAGAGUCGGUCACGACUGGACCUAAUGGUCAGGGGUACCUUUACCUUUACCUUUACCACUUUAGCUAAUGGGGCCUCCCGCUGCCGCUGCGCCGCUGGAGCACAAUUUCUGUUCUCAUCCUGAAGCAAAGUUCUUAACCCGAGGUACUAUUUCUAGGUUAGUGGAGUCUGUAACCUGAAGCGUCUGUAACCUGAGGUACCACUGUACAGUAUAGACAGCGAGGAGUUUCUAUGAACACCCCAGUGCACAGUAGGUGACAUCAGUGGGGUAUUUUGGGCAUACGCUGAAAAUAAUAAUAAUAAUAAUAAUAAUAAUAAUAUAUUAUUUGUACCUCGCAAAUCUGGCUGGGCUUCCCCAGCCACUCUGGGCGGCUUCCAACAAAGAUUAAAAAUACAUUAAAAUGUCACACAUUAAAAACUUCUCUGAACAGGGCUGCCUUCAGAUGUCUUCUAAAUGUCAGGUAGUUGUUUAUCUCUUUGACAUCUGAUGGGAGGGCAUUCCCGUUUGGCUUUACCUUUCAGAGUAAGAAUAUUGGCUAAAGGGGUGGUAGAAAUAGGGGAUUUUGCUGCCAGAAGAUGUGGCGAUGGCCACCAAUGUGAAUAUUUCUAAAAAGAAGGAAUAUACCAAUUCGUGGAAGAUAAGGCUAUCAAUGACUGCUAGUCAUGGCAGCUCUACAUAGGAGAUGGAUUGAACAGCCUAACUCUUUCUCAUUUCAAUCUUGAUGGUGCUCAGACACAGGCUCAUUUUGUUCUGGGAUGGAGAUGAUAGAUAGAUGAUAGCUAGAUCGAUAGGUGAUAAAUAUAAUCCACAUUUAAAUUUUGUGCAUUUUGUAUGCAGAAUGCACACUUUUUAAUGCUUCUCCGAUCUGUAACAUAUGCAAUUUGCUUGUAUCUCUCACACAAAAGUUAUAUUUUUGUGCACAUAAUCUGCACACAAGCUACACUGCAACAUCUAGAAAAGUACAUAAUUGACAGGGGAUUUACAUUCUGAUCUGCCUGCACUUUUGGGAGCACUGGAUCACAUCAGUCUGCUGUGAAAAGCAGACUGAACAACUUAUUUUCCCAUCCCUAACUGUAUACUACCUUUGGUUUCAGAGGCAUUAGGCCUCUGAAAACCUUUUGUGAUGAUCAGCAGUGAGAGAAGCCAGUUGCCGCCAUGCAUGUCGUGCCUGGGGGCUUCCCAGAGGCAUCUGAUUAGUCACUGUACGAAGGAGGAUCAGCCUUUGGGCUGAUCUGCUGUGGCUCUUAGUCAGUUUCCCUAUCCUUCCUAUCAGGGAAAAAUAAUUUGGUGGCUUUCUUCCUAGAAAGGUACCACCUGAUAUUACUAAUCCUAAAUUCUACUACAGUAAGAGAUACGACUACAGGAUUUCUCCCAUUUGAAAAUUUAACUGCUUUUAACCACCACCAAAGGAGAUUGCAAGCCUUUCUCUCUUGAAGUCACUGAUCUCACCAAAUGACAAAAAUGUUUACUCAGUGCCAGAGUUCUGAAAUCCACAGUUGAGCAAUACCUUUUAUUUGGACCAACCAAAACAUCACAAAAAUAGUGAGCAAGCUUUUAAAGUUCUUUUGUUGUGUUUUUCCUCUCCCACCCCCACCCUGUAUAGACUUUGCAUAGACAUACAAUACAAUGAUGAAGAGUUCUGGAGAACUCAAAAGCUUGUUCAAUGUUUUGAGGCCCAGUAUUUUUUCCUGUUUAACAUACCGUUAAUGCCUUCUUGUGUUUAUGGCAGAUGUUCAUAAUAAAGGAAAGCAGAGGCAGUGUUGUCUUUUUGGAAAUCUUGGUCCCUUUUUGCAUCUUUCCUUUACCACUGUGUCAUAAAUAUGGGAGGACAAUGAAAUAGAGGGCAAAAAAUGUCUACCCUUGACUGGUCCUUUUUUAACCAAUACUUUUACAGACUGUCUCUUAAAUACCACUUAAGGCUAUACAAUGGGCAAUUCUAUCUAUCUAUCAUCUAUCAUCUAUCAUCUAUCUAUCUAUCUAUCUAAAUUAAAUUCUUACACCCCAUCCUUUUCACUUUGGUAACUAUAUCCUAGAGCUAUGCCUGCAUGUUUGAUGAACAUAUAUUUCUUUGUCUUGACUUUUUAGUAGGAUAAAUAUUCUGUUAAGUAACUAGUCAGAGCUUAGCUUUGCCCUAGGGACAGUUUAAAUUGGAUCUGCAAAGAUCUGGGUGUCUUAAAUAGAUUUUCUCCCUGCUCCCAAAGCAGGGUUUUAUGAAGGCUGAAAUAAAGGCAGAAGGCCUGUGGAAAAUCAAUGUGUGUCCUUCCCAAGAAUCAACCUGAAGCAGAGUCUGGUUCCGUAAGACAAGCCGUGCUGGAUCAGGCCACCAAUCCACCUGGCUUAGGUCACUUUGAAGGUCACUUUCACAUCACCUUUUCUGCAGCUAAAGAUAUAUGCAAAUGUGGAGAAGCACACGCUCAACACAUUAGGAACUGGAGGUUUGCUGCAGGGGAAAUGUGGCUUCCCAGCAUUCCCAGGUUGCUGUCCCUUAAUGUGUGAAUUGGCCCUUGCAAAACUCAUGAAUGACAAAAACUUAACAAUUUCAAAACAAAAAUUCUGGAUUCUAUGUGGUUUCCAUAAUUCAGCUGGCUUUUGGUGAGCCUUGGAUAAAAGGCACACAUGACUUGCUGGAGUGUAAAAAAAAGAUGAAUAUUUCCCCCCUACCAGAUCAGAAGGGCUAUUGGGAGAAAAGGUUGUGUGGGGUGGGUCACCUGUGGCAUGUAGAACAAACCACAUCUGCCACCCAGAAUUUAUCUAAUAAUGAUUUUCCCUUCCCUUAAGGCAGCACUUCAUUUUUCCUUCUUGCUGUUCCCUGUGUUUCAAGAGAAGAUCAAUGUGAAUGUGUACCCAGGAUGCCAACUUGAAUAAAAUAUUGGGGGGGGGGGAGCAGGCAAGUCCCGCCUCACACAACUGAUAACAAGACCUGGCACAUGCACACUAUUUGAAUUACAAUGCCCACCAAGUGGGAGGGGGGCCCACAUAUUUUAUUUGACCCCUAGGAGUUGGCUCCUAUGGUGCACAUACACAAAUACCCCCAGAACAGGUGCAUUCCACACCACGGCAUUAUGUUUUAAUAUAAAAUCAGCACUUUUUGUUUUAUUAUAUAAUUGCAGUUUCCCAGAUCUAAAGCUCCCCCCCUCCCCCCUGGCAUUCCACAAUGGUUGUGUUAUGUUGUUGAACGAAGAAUGUGCACUAACAGAGGCCAUUGUGACCAUGGUCCAGACACCACCCCAAAAAUGUGCAUGAACAAAGUGGUAUAAAAAAAGUGGGACUUGCAUAUUGCAAAUGAUGGCAAUGGUAUGUCUAACAUAUUCUCCAGUUUGUCCUGUCUGUGGGUUCACUUGGUAUGGUGUGAAAGCCUUACAUCAUUUGGAGGCGCUGCACCUAGUUUUCAAAACCCGCUGUUUAUUCUGUUCAUUUGAGCACAUUCUCCCUGAUGUCAGGAGCUGGUUUUGUGGCAUAUUCUACAUGUCCAACAUUGUUAGAAGUACAAAAUGAAUAAUAUAAUGUGUGAGUUCAUAGAAACGUGCAUUUCUCUAGGGAGAAAUAUUUUAAAAAUGCAUUAGCCUGGAAUUGGUAAUAGCAAGAAUAAUCUACAGAUCUAGGGAGGGAGAGGGGCACAAUGAUUUUUGGCCACUUCCGAGUUGCAAAUGAGAGAAAUUAGAUUCAUAGGUGAGGUUCUAGCCCAGCAACCUCUGCAGGGGCUGUAGGCUUCCCAACUCUAAGCAAGUGAAUCUCUGGCUGCUGCUUAUUUUGAGGAAUGCAUUAGGAGCUCAGGUCUCUUGACCUCUAGCUUUCACUCACUGAAGUGAAUGUUUACAUUUUAUUUCUGUGCUUUUUUUCCAGAGGAAGCUCACCAGUGUGGAAAAGGCCUCCUCAUCCACUGCCAGGCUGGUGUGUCCCGCUCUGCCACCAUUGUCAUCGCUUACCUUAUGAAGCACACACGAAUGACCAUGACUGAUGCCUAUAAGUUUGUCAAAGGCAAGCGACCAAUCAUUUCUCCUAAUCUUAAUUUUAUGGGGCAGUUAUUGGAGUUUGAGGAAGAUCUGAACAACGGAGUCACGCCGCGAAUUCUCACGCCAAAGCUGAUUGGGGUAGAGACUGUCGUGUGAUGGCAAAGAAGCACGUGACUAAAAAAAGAUGUUCGUAUUCUUCACUUGACAUGGACUUGGAAGGCUUGGAUUUCCCCCAUUUUUUUUCUUUUUAGCUUUAUUGAGAAGGGUUUAUUAUAAGACAAAACUUUGGACAGGAACCUUUUUGAAGAAAAGGUUUUAAAAAUACAAGGACUUCACAAGCGUUGGGCAAGAUACCUUUGGAAGUCCCUUCUUGAAAAGUGGAUGAUGUGGGGAUGCUUUGAAGAAACCAGUUUUAAAAGUCUCCAUGCGUGUAAGAGAGAAACUGGACAAUAUAUUUUUUUUUCUUCCCUUUUUGGUUAUUCAGCUACUUGUAGAGAUUAUGACUAAGUAGUCUGUGCAGGUUCAUAGACCGAAGACAGCUAUGUUUUCUCCCCAAAAUAAAAUACAACCAGCCAAAAUAAAAAAGCGAAAAGACAACUAAAACCCACGGGCGGCCUUGAGUUUGCAAAGGCUUUGCUAAAGAAACCCUAAGCAAAAUGCUUGCUGGUGCAAAGAAGAUCAGAGCAGCUUAAAACUAUCUGCAAAUCCCUUCUCGCCCUCUUGACUAGAGAAAAUCUUUUUAUUUGCUGUGUUUCAUCUUCUGGUACUAUUUUUCUAUUUGGGGGUUGGGGGUAGGCUAACACCAAGGGACUUGACCAUUUUACGCCAUAUGCCUUUACUGGCUUCUUGUGCAAUAAUAGUUUUGAGUAAUGGAAAGAGUUCUUUAUUUUGAGUGUUCAAACCAGUUACAGCUGGCUGCCCAUUAAUAAUAUUAAUAAUAUUUUUCAAUAGCAUAAAGGUGGCUGGCUUGAUUUAGAAGAAGGUAUACAACAACAAAAAAAGCAAUUAUUUUUUCCCCUUUUUCCGAUUCUGGUUAUAGUGCCAUACACCUUGUUAAAUAUGUAUAUCAGAAUGUACAAAGAUCAAGAGCAAGCAAAGUUUAUUUAAAAUAUUUUUUCGCACAAAAUACUGGUGUGUUUUUCUGUUCAUGUAAAAAGUUUGAUUAUAAAAAUGAAAACUGUUUUAGAAAUUGUGCGUGUGUCUCCCUUUCCUUAUUUCUUUCGUGAACGCUCCUGUGUAGGUAGCUUUCCACUUGCAAGAUGCAGCAGGGCAUGGUGUGGUGGUGGGAGGGCAGAUUGUGGCACAGGGGGGGUAGUACUUGCCAUGCAGAUGUUCCAUGUGGCUCCUAUCUCAUCUAACUAUGGCCUUGGUCCAGUGAAACCAUGGUUUGUUGGACAAAGAAUGCAUAUGAUGCCCAUACACUUCCUUCUCCCUUUCUCUCAGGGAUAGGGAACCUGUGGUCCUCCCAAUGUUGUUCAGAGUCCAACUCUCGCCAGCUUGGCCAAUGGUCAAGAGAGAUCGGCAGUGGAGCUGGCAACAUCUGGAGAACCACAAAGUUCCCCAACCCUACCUUCUGGGGUUUCUUAAAGGACAGUUUCUCAGACUUAAUAAGAAAUGGCAGGUUUUUUUUUUUAAAAAAAAGUCCUAGAUGCACAACAGAAAGGGAAGAGGAUGCAUGUUAAUAUAACUCGUUUUCAGUCUGUUAAACCAUGGUUUAUUCAGACCAAGUUCCUCUUGUCUGAAAGGGCCUGGGCAACAAGUUGAUCUGCAUGUAGAAUUGGCAUACCCCAACCUGGCCCAGACUGCAUAUGUGUGUCCAGAUGCUCAUACGAGAUGGCAGCUACAGGGCACACUGGUGAAUGCUGCUUUCGUGGCUCCCAUGCAGUCUUAAACAGGCCUUGAGUACUCUGUAGUACAGACGUCCAAUCCCAUUUUAUUCCAUAUUGGGUCAAUUUUAUAUUGCUCCCAUUCUCCUUUUUCACUCCAGGUUUAUUCUGCAAGCUUGCCAACUCCAGCAUUUUCCAGAGAGCUGCUAUUUUUGUGAUGAGUAUAUGCGGAGCUAGGUAGGGAAAAUAUUGAUUAUUGUAGGCUACAUCCACCUACAGGGUGUAGGGUUUUUAGCUAGUGGUUUUUCACAUAUCGCUAACACUUGCCAAGCACAUGCACUGAUCCCUAGUUGUCCGCAUACCUGAAGGGAGAAUUUCAGCGCAUAUGCUUGAAUGUUGAAGGUAUACUUUCUGGAUGAGACAUAGACAUAACUGGUGGUUGAAGACUUCCUUCCUUCCUUCUUCUCUUCUCCAGUUCCCCUCAGCAAUAUAUCACAGCUUCUAUAGCCUACAUAUAGUAGGGGUAUUUAAAAUGAGAGUCGUCAUAGCGUCCUCUUUUUUUGCUCUUCAAAAUAUGGCAACCCUAGGAGGUAUCCAUACCUCCAUUUUAAGUAUAAGAGAUGAAUCAGUAACAUGAGGGAUUUCCUCAGUAACGUGGGAUUUCCUUUCGGUCAGCAGCCUGCUAACCAAUUACCGUUUUGCAUCACUUGGAGCAUUUUCCACAUUAAAAAAACAAACAUGAUUCAAUUGCAUUUGCUAGAAUUUCAAUUGGGGAAACAGCAGGAUAGAAGCAGAAUGGAUGCUCAGUAACAAUCCAUUCUGUGGAAAACACUGCAGAGCCUUGCUUUCCCCAUUCCUCCACUAGUUCGCUGACUAAUUUUAACACCCACAUAGAAAAGGCCUUUUGGUGUCCAGCUCCUUGUGCUUUUGAGUAGUUUUUUGUGUGUUUGAGCUAUAGCUGACUUCAUUUGCCCACCCAGCCUUAUUUUAUUUUUUUUGGCCAUGGUCACAUCAGUGUGAGAUGCGGCUAUCACUGAUCUCUCAUUUAGAUAUGCUAGUCUUUCCUCCCUUUGCCAGUCCAAAGCUUGGAGAUAAUCCAUGGUAAAGUUCUGCUGCUCGUGCCAUUAAAAUGAGUGCUUUUAUGCAGUUUCCGUUCAUUUCAAUGGAGCAUGCUGAAGAACUUCCCAGUGAGUUGUGCCUCCUAUUAGUAUGAAUUUGGAAUGAUUAGAGAGAUGUUCCAGUUAGAUGACCUUUGUGGGAUUUUUGUACUGCAGUGAAGGCUCCCCACCCCACUGCUUCAGAUCAAAUUCUGUACAGGCAGAAUAAAGUGAAGUGAGGUGUGUCAAAAGAACACUGUGUAUAUUGACCCCAGAUGUGUAAAUUGCUGUGCACUUUUACUCAACAAUGUUGUUACUAUACAUAUAUUUUCUUGAAAUUUUAUGCCUUUAUUAAACUAUUUUUAUACAAGG